This is a messenger RNA of Xyrichtys novacula (pearly razorfish), 83275 nucleotides long. The record is from the annotation of a GenBank genome assembly. NCBI's taxonomy places the organism in Eukaryota, Metazoa, Chordata, Actinopteri, Labriformes, Labridae.
GUGUGUUUGGGGGGGGCUCUGUCGUGACUCAGCUGAUCAGGCUCGAGGGCUGCAGAAAUCACUGACCAUCUGAAAAUGAAGACGUCAGUUUGACGGGUUCUUCUCCGUCAGAAAGAUGAUAUACUUCAUGGCAUGUGGAGACUCUGCGGCGGAGACGUGAUGUGGCCUCACGGUUUGCAUGCGGUAAACUCGGGGUGUUUCCAGGUGAACGCAGAGGACAGCAGGUUCAGGUAGAUUAUCACCUACAAGGACUGGGCUACAACGGUAAAUCAGAGCUAAACUCCUUUAAUUUACUGCACUUUUGUGUUGUUUCAUGUCCUUAUCUUGCGUGGUUUGGCAGUUUUCCCGGUGCAUUCAUUUAAGCGAGUGGUAAAUAAGCGUGGAUUGGGCAGUUUCGCCACGAGUGUGGUAGCGACGAACUCCAUUUGAAAUGUUACCGAAAAAUGUUUACUCGCUACAUUUGAGAUAAAGACAUAUCAUUUAAAAAAGUUUUAACAUAUUCAGAGACAACAACUUAUUGUGGAAAAAUCGGCAAACAUUUAAAUAAAAAAAUAUAUCACUUUAACUUUAAAAUAAGUUUUUAUUGCUCUAUAUUGCACUCCGAAUCGGCGUGGCGGUGGGCGUGUUUUCCGGUAAAGAAUUGUGUGAAACAAAUUCAACCAUCGUGAGAGUUAGCGGUUUUUUAAAUCCUGGCGGUUUGUUGAAUCAAAGUCCGAGCUCUGAACAUGUUAAAUAUCAGAAUAUUUGUGAGUUAUUUUACUGUUUACAACAUGGCUGGUCCAAAUGGGCUAAAAUUAACACAUUUGUUAAUGGGGUUCGGCCUUAUCUGCUCACCGCAGCUAAUUACCAUACAACCUGUCAAAAAUGGAGACGUUUCUUUUUUACAGCCUGAGAAAAGUUCAUGCAUACUAAAGCCCAUUAAGAUGAACAACUUUUAAUUUAAGGUCCUCACAUUUGAAGCGUUCAGUGGUCUAAAUUAUGCAAGAGGAUCUGAUUUUAAUCCAGACAGUCAAGUUUUAAAUAAAUCAAUUCAAUUCAUACUGUGAAAAAGAACCCUCGUUUUCCCCUUGUGUACAGUAAUGUAAUGUUUACAAACAUAAAAUGCCUCUCCUAUCAAUUAAAUAAUUCUUUGUGUGUCAUGACCCUGCAUGUGUAGUUGUGGGUGUGUUCACUGACAUGUGUUGGACUUUGUAUGUGCAUGGACUUUAAACUGCAUCACACUGUACUUGUGUUUGUGAGUUGCUGUGUACUGUACAUACACAAACAUCCAUUCAUGAAAGUCUGCAGUUAUGUUUGGCAUUUUGUAGUGAUGUCCAUACUGCUGCUGCUGCUGCUUGUGGCAUUGUGUGUAGGCCUACGUUUGUGUGUCCAGUGUGUGAGUGUCCAUGCAGUGAAGUAUGCCGGUGUGUGUAAUGGACAUUACUGCUGCGGCAGCAUUCUGCCUGUUACAUAACAGGUCGUCCUCUGCACCAUCCUGCAGGGCUGUCCAGGAUUAAAUUAAGACUAUGUGCCUCUCCUUGGCAUGGAGGAGUGCUUUGUGUGUGUAAGUGUGCACAUCCCUGCUGCGCCUUAAUGAAAAUACAGAGUACUCUGCCUCAGUGUCAUGAAUAAUGAUCUCUGCCGUGACGUAACCUCCUCUAUUUGAAUUCUGCUUUCCAGAAAGUAAAUUUGUGGCCUUUUUUCAUGUUGUAGUUGAGUAAGAGACAUUUCAUUUGAGCAAACAGAAGCUACAUUAAGCUUUAACACGUCAUCUGAACCUCUACAAGUCUUGCUUUCUGCUCAGCUGUGCUUUCCUCUGUGAUUUAAGUUUACAUUUUUCAUGCAAACACAUUUAAAUCCCUGCUUCAAGUGUGGACUCUUGGAUGGUACGUUUUUCUUGCAGAGUUAUGCAGCCUCCUUUUCACUUUUCACUGAGCUACGAGCAUCAGGUGCCAAGUUUCUGCAAGUCUAAUCCAGAGUGAUUAAGCUGCUGCAGGUUCAUGUGUUUGCGAGAGUAUGUCAUGAUUGGGAUUUUUGUGUGUGUGGUAUUUUAAGGGAUUCCUCUGCACAGACUUGUUUGGAUUUACAAAGCGGCGUCUUGUGAUUGAUGGUCUUAUUAUCUCCAGGAACACACGAGAAAAGCAGCGCUAACCAUAAACCUUCACAUUAAACUAAUUAGUUUACUCUGGUUAUAAAAUACUGUGGUGUUUUGACUUGUCAGAAUCUGAUACAGGUGCAGUUUAAAAUCACUCAUCAGCCGUUAAUGUGGCCGUAUUUGUAACACACACAAAAAAGUAACAGCUGCCCUAAAUUAAACCGGUUUGACGGGCCGAGUUUGGUUCUCAUCUAAGUUUAAAUUUAAUUAUUAGUAUGUGAAGUCACUUCUGCGUGAGCCAAGAGUCUGUGAAACAAAAACAUGGGAGAGCUUCAAUUUCUGGACAGAUGUCAGAUUGUAAACAACUCCGUGAGAGCUGAGAGGCAUUGUGAAAUGUUAAUAAAACUAGAAUUUGCAAAUUAUUUAAAUCCAAUAUAUAAAUAAAUAUGGAAUAUGAGCUGAAAUGGAUGGUUUUAUAAAAUACAUGUGCUCAUUUUUAGUUUGAUGGCAGCUAGUAACGCAUUUCUAAACAGCUCAGGCAGUGACAACCAAACACUGGAAAAGUUGUGUAAUAGUAAAAAAUACCUGGAGGAACAUUUCUGAUCCAGUUAUAAUCUGCAAUUUAUAAGGAUACUGCAGAGAGGCUGAGUCUCUUAGAGGGAAGGGUGGACAGAAAUGUACAACUUUGGGAGAGACUAAAGAGACAGGAAUGGGGAUGUGAGUUACAGUUUCUCAAGCAGGACAGCAUCAAAAAUAGACAGAGCUCUGUAGUGGAAAUCACUCUCAAAAACCACUGCAUCCAUAAAUGCUAACUAAAGCUGUACCAUGCAAUUAGAAAACAUUAAAUAAUCAUAAUCUAGUUGACUUUUCUUGACCUGAGCUGGACUGAGGUGAUGAGGAGGAAAACUUUGAUGUGGUCGGACGAAUCUAAAUUUGACAUCCUUUUUGGAGAUCAUGGCGGCUGCACACCUCCAGGCUUGUUUUAAACAUAAAGGUCCAAGAGCGAGCUUCCUAGAUGGUAUAGGGAUCAUGGCAAAGGUAGCUUAUCUGUGAUGGCUCAAUUAAUGCUGAACAACAUAUACAGAUUUUAAAGCUGGCAUUCAGACUUAAUCAGAGAUGACUUUCAUAUUUCAGCGAGACAAUGACAAACCACAUUUACAGCAGCAUGGUUCUGUUGUAGAAGAGUCCUGCAGCUAAUCUGGCCUGCCUGUAGUCCUGACUUGACACCCAUUAAAAACAUUUGGAGAACCAUGACCCAAAAGUUAUGUCAUAGGAGACCUGAACUGUUGAGCAGCUUAGAUUCUAUAUCAGGCGAGAAUGAGAUCUCCUGUUCUCACACACGUCUACAGAUCUGUUGUCUUUGCACAACUUUCAAACAAAGAGUUCAAAGAAUUGGCAAACUUUUCUUUAUCUGUUAAUUUCUUUAUAAGAUUUGGACUAUUCUUGAACUUAUUCUACAAUCUAGUUACAGUCAUACUUAUUUAUUUUGCUUUUCUUACACGAUAUUUUUCUUUACUUCUGUGGGAAGAAAAACAAAAUGACCUUAUGAGCAUUCGAGACACAGCCUUUUAAUGUCUUAGUGAUGCUCAUUUAAACUCAUUAAAGUAGGUUUCUAAAUUCACACAAAUUGUAGCAGAUGGUGGACACACACACUCCCACCUACUUGCAUCCUCAGUCUGUGGCUGUAGUCUAUUUUUGGUUGUUUUUCAGUCUUUCUCACACACACACACACACACACACACACAGAGUGGCUGUUACUGAGCUACCAAGAGGAGGCAGCCAGUGCUCUGUCUGUGGAUCCAUUCAACCCCUGCAGAAAGAAAUGUUAUUUACUUGCCAUUUAAAGCCGGAGCUAUUUUGAUACUUAUGCUAAUGACUUCAAAUUCUUGUAUGUGAUGGUGCAAACUUUAUUUUAUCCAUCAAUCCUGCUCUGAAUUCUUCAGUCGUGCAGAUUUAUCAUCAGCCCUGCAAAGAAACAUCACGCCCACCGAUGCAAACAUCACCUCAAGAGAGUUUUAAUAUUGAUUUCUGCAUCUUAGAAUUACACUUAAAAAUCUUAAUUCAGUCUCUUGCAUGAAGGAGUGACAACUUUUCAAUUUAUUCCUCAGUGAUGUUUAAUUUAUUAUUUUUUUGUACUUGCAAAUAAUCCAGUAAAGAGCUGCUCUUGUGUGUUAAAGAGCAGCACACACUUUUUCUCUCACACACAGACAGACACACACUUUUCCCCUCACACUUCCUGUGUCAGACGGGCAGGAAUUGAUUAGAGCAUCUAUUUCAGUCUGAGUUUCCAAACACCAGUUGCAGAGAGAUUAUCUUAUCUUCUGCUGCCACGGUCGGACUCAGAAUAGUUACUGCAGCUUUUGAUGCAUGUUUAUUUUUCUGUCUGAGUGGUACACUCAGAAAACUACCACAAGUGCCCUCAAAAUACGAACAAGUAGGGAGAUGUAUCGAGCAAGUUUAAUCCAGUUUUUCACCAAUUUGGCCGUCUCAGACAACAACAAAAGCCAAAAGUACGAGGACGUAACCAAGGGCUUAAUUUGAGCAGUUACAGAUUGUGUGUUUCAGUCAAGUUGUGAAAAUUAUUGUACAGAAACUUAAAGUUAUUCUGGCAUUGAAAAAAGUGCUGCUUUUAACAAGGCUGAAAAAAUACCCCUUAUUUUCUCUCAUUCACCAUAAAGAUGGUUAAUUUAUUAGAUAUCCUGUGUUUUGAAUUAGAUGCUUGCAGGUGUUUCUUAAUGCAAAAUUGGAAACUACAGGCAUUAAUUGGUUCUGCUCCAACCGCAUGCACAGCUUCAAUCUAUAGUAUUGGUAAUGACAUGUUAGAGUUUGAAUAAGCAGCUUUUUUCAGCUGUAGAGAAACUGUAGUGCUAUGCUCGGUGGGUUUAUGGCAGCAAUGCUAACCCUGGACAUGAUCUAUUCCAGGUCUGGUGUUAAUUAUUGGUUAACUUAUUUACAAUGUGUAAAGUGAGCCAUUUUGAACCCAGCUAAAACUCUGGCUUCAGGCUUGGCAGACUUCACUUACCCAUUAACACAUCACUACAUCAGUCCUCAGGUAUGCCAUAUGUUUUUUUUAAGGUGUUUGCACAUGCAUUAACUUUUGGCACGUGCGUACAAGCAGAAACACGCCGCUGUGUGAAAUUCUUUUUGCAUUAUGUGUCUUUGCUUUUCAAUUAAAGCCAAUUACAUACAGGAGCACUGACAGAGGACCAUUUUUAUUCAAGUGUCUCCAGGGCAACAGUCUGCAAAGUAGAUUGUGUGUAGUGCAUACCUGCACCAUAGACUGCGUGAAAAACAUCAAUGUAUGUGGUUUUUGAAGAGGCCUUUUGAAGCUCAACCAUUUUAAAGUCAUAUUAUAAAUGUUCACUUAAGUCAACUUUCAUUUAGCUACAAUAUACCCAUCUGUCGGUCAAAUUAGCCAUGCCGCUAAUUAUGCAAUAAUGAGGAAAAAAAAGUUUUCAUCCGUGCAUUUUUUAAGUAUUUUUAUGAUGUUUAGGGAAAUUUUGCCUAAGACCGUUGGAAAGAGCGGUCAGAGAGGCCACCGGGACCGGGACCAUAUGGAUCUAUGGAUCACUUGGACUGCUAGGCCAUCGGUUCCCCAUCCCCUGUUUAGUUUUUGCUGAUAAACAAAAACUAUAUAAACCUCACACUACAAAAAGAUUCAUGGACCAGGACAUAAACAUGUUUAUUUCUGCUGUAAGAAUACGCAUUCUGACCAUGUGACAUCAUAUUAAAUAAAGCUACACCAAAUUGCAAAAAACUGCAGUUCCUCAAGUGUCCACUUGGGGCUGCACCAAAAGUAAACAAAACCCAAAUAGGGCCCAUAUUAAAAUGUCCAUUUUCCCACAGAAUGCUUACAAACUGGCACAAAGUAAAGUAAAGGUCUCAGUAGCUCAUCCUGUAUACAGUACAUCCUGUAUGAGGAGAAUUUUUCUACCUUAUUUAUUUAAUCAACAUAAAUACUGAGAUUUCUGAAUACAUUCACAUAUAAAGGAGGAUAACUGAGUGGAUGUGUAGAUGGGCAUGUUGUAGCUGAACUUCUAACAGUUUCAAGUGAAUUUUGACCUUUUUUCUAGUCAUAUGGGUUAUCAAAAGUCAAGCAGAGUCAGCAUUUACAACAUGGCGACCACCAUCCUUGGCCUCUUCAAACACCAAUGGAUAACAUCACUGAGACUACGUCCAUGUUUGAAUCACCCAUAACUGUAACAUGUUCUUUAAAGGGUUUUUGGGGGGCUUUCGGUGCCAGCCGCUUGGUCCAUACCCACUUGUAUCACCUCUAAGCCUUUACACCCUCCAGGAGCUUAGGACUGGGCCCAUGGGACCAUAAUUGCUUCACUCAUGAAAGGUCUUUUGUUAAGAUUCAAAGUUAAUCUCAUUAUUGUGCUUUGCAUUAAUUCAACAUUUUUAGAAAAGUUGGAGUUGAUGAAAAAUCAGUUAUCAGUGUUUGUCAUCAGGCAAUUUCACAAUUUCCAGAUUUAAUAGGCAAGUAGAAAAAAUCUUUCAUUUUUGUCUUUCUGUGAGCUAACAAAUCUGCUUUUCAUGUAUGUAGGUUAAGAGACAUAUUUUCCGCUGUUCACUCACGCACAGUCAAGUUAAAGGUUACGGGUUUACUUCUCUAAGCUGUAGCAUGUGCUGUGUAAUGACUUCUAGGACUUGAUUCCUCUUAACUUUCUUUGUUUUUUCAGACUCUGCACAGACUCACUUAUUUCACACACUGCAACCACGAAUACACUUAAAUCAGGGACUGCUAGAAGCUAAUUCUAUGUACUGUAUUUGUGCCAAAUUGGCUUAAAGUCUUGAAAAAAAUGGAAGGACUUGAAGAGGAUUCUAGUACAUGAAAGUCGAUUUUACAUUUUCCUCACAGAAGUUUUCUUUUUUCAGUUACUGUUUUCCUUAUCAAAGAUGGUUAGAGUUCAGUAUCUUCUCAAACUUCUCACAUCUGUGCCGGCUAACCCUCAUUAUUUCCUAAUCAUUAUUUGCUUGAACAGUCACAUUUUUUUGCGACAAUGCCAACAGGCUUAAGUGAAACGUGCCGGACUACUUUCCUUCUUAAUUAUAACACCAACACUAACAGCCAGCUGUCAUGAGUUGGACUACAGAUAUUAAAUGUAAAUGGAUAACUAGUCGCUGAUUUUUAUUUUGAUUGUUUCAUGGUAUUUCUCCGCAUUUUUUAUAGGAUCUAAGAUUAAGGGCCAAUCCCAGUUGUACCCCUUAGCCCUUGGUUUUGCAUGUUCACGUCAAGCGAAGGGAUUAUCCAAUUUUCUGUAAGCUUAAGGGGAAACGCUAAGGCUAAAGAGUUACACAGCCCUUGAAAUUAAGACAAACCAAGACCUCACUUGAAGGGGAUGGGGACGAUUUUAUUUUUUUUAUGUUUUUCAGUUUUUUGUUUUUUUUUAAUCAGAUAUUCAAUCUUGGCUACUCCAUGUAAAUAUUAAGCUUGUUAUAACAAGCGAGCUAACGAGGCUAAAGCUAAUGUUAACUACACUGAUGUCAGACAAAUUCAUAGCAAAUGGACUUUACCAUGAUGUACUACAUUUCAUGACUGUUUACACAGAAUAAUCAGACAGUUAAACUACAUUCAGUGCUAGAAGCUACAUUAGCUAAUGUAGCUUCUCACGUGCAAGCUACAUCCUCUUGUAUGGGUAAAAUACUGUGUUACAUCUUUGCGUUACAACAGUAGGCGUCCAUCUUGGCGUCCAACACUGUAUACGUCUCGUUUUUAAGGGGCGUGUUUUGCCAAGGGGAAGGGGUGGACAAAGAGGCUACAACGAAGGGGGAAGAGUGACAGUUGGGAUUGGGCCUUACUUUGUUUUAUUGAGUAAUGUUGACUGUAAUUUUUCCACACCAUUUGCAUUGAAACUAGUUUUAUUAUUUAGGUACCAUAAUGAACAGAGAUCCAUUGACUCCACAUUUAUAAGGUCAUCUUGGGUUAAGGUUUAUGGUUGUUUGAGGAAAUAAAGCUCUUUUGUUGGAUAAAUAGAGAACAACAGUCAAUACUUGUAUGCCAGUAAAAUAAUCUCUGGAAGCAUGCUUCUGGAAAUAAUCUGAUGCUGUUUUCACAAGUUUUAUAAGCAUUCAGUUGAAAACACCAGCUCCCUUUUGUAGCAUAGAAUCGCUGAUUAAAACUCGUCAAAAGGAAUAAUUUUUUUGACAAACUGGGAUGACAAAACAGUGACUGGUUGGCUGAAUAAGAGCAGUCCGAGCCUGGAUAUCCAUAAAUCAGUAAAAACCCUCUUCAAAAAUCAUGGACAGCCAGAGUUCAGUUCAUUGUUUAGUGUGUCAGUCUCUCCUUCACAUAUCAUAGUGACGGACAUGAAGUCAUCUCGUUGUCCCCAGUGGGCUGGUGGAUUGCUCAAUCACCCGUGUUUAAUCGGCCACCGCUAUUUUCAAAGGGGAGUUGUUGCUGCAGGGCGUCAGUGGAGUUCGAGUGCCCACUUGAAUUAUGCAAUCCCUGUAUUGACUCAUACUUUGGCUCAUAGUGGAGUCAUGUUCAUGUUCGAUUGUGAUCUGUGGCCUCAGGAGUGAUCUUGACACUGUGGGGUUCGAUAAAAUGAAGUUGCUUGGAUUUUCUCUGCGUCAGAGCGUUUCCAUGGUGCUAAAAAAACUUAACUCACACUUUAUCACUGAGAUCUGGAAGCAGUGACAGUCAUUUAGGACUUAAACAUGCAAUAAAAGACGAUUACCUCACAGACCUAACAUCCAUUGUUGAUCGAUAUCAGGAACUUAACCAUGCUUAAUCCCUGCUUGAUUCCCAAUCCACUGGGCACCUGUGCCGAGUCUUAAAUUUCACAGGUUGGCAUUGGUCAAGUAGGGAUAAAGCUGGUGAUUAAAUGUUGUUACCUUUGCUAGCUAGCUCCAGGCUAACUGGUUGUUCUGGCUAAUAACCUAUUAUAAAAUUAUUACAGGUCAUAUAUUGUGUCUAUUCGAUUUCUUUUACGAUUAUGGCUUCCCACGAUCCAAUAAAUAUGAUAACAGAGGCUGAAUAAUAUUGAGCUGUCUGCUGUGUUGCGCCACUCUAUCCUGAAUGUUGAAAAUAGUCCACUGUCCUUCCCCUCCUUAACAGCAGAACGUGAGCCCUGAAACAUAAGGUAACCAGUCAUCCCCCUAUUGGAUGACCUGUCCCCGGCUACAGCUGUCAGCUGUCCCUGGAAAUGGCCACGAUUCAAGCGUUUCAUGAAUGAGAACAAUAAUGUUGUGCGCAGUCCUGAACAACAGUUUUUACGGGGGGUGUGCGCUGCUACUCAGUAGUACUGAGAUGUUGUCUGUGAUCACGCAGUCCAUGCUCCCCACCCCGCUCUGAAUGUCCCUGGAUUUCAUUCCAGAAAUCUGGUCACCUUACUUAAAUAGCUUCACUUUUCUUCAAUAAAAGCAGCUCAGAUUAAAAGUUGCAGCUCCAACUAAGACUAAUGGUAUAAGACUAACAAAAUUAUUCUCCAGUGCUUUUUAUGCCGUCUGUUAUUUAUUUAAACCCUAAAUUAUGUAAUAAGUAUAAGUUAACAAUAAGUAUACCAUUGCAGAUUUUGUUUUUUAAUGGCUUUGACAUGUUUUUUUAACACGUCUUUGUGUUUUCUGAAAAGGUUGCGGUCAGUUCACUUAUUUCUGUUAGUUCAGGUCGACCUCUCUGCAGAAUCGGUCGUCCUUGCAUCCUCAGACGGUUAGGGAGUGACAGAUUUAGUACAGAAAUCAGGGCCAGUGUAACGUUGUGUGUGUGUGAGUACAUGUGUGUGUGUGUUCCUUACAGUGUUCCUUCUGUCCUUGUGAAAAACAGUUUUGAACCAUUUUAGCUGAAAAGAGGUGUAAUAGUAUUAUGUAAAAGUCUAUGACGAUUAUGAUGUAGAAAAAAGAGGACCACCGGUGCCAGUCUAAUGCUUGGAUUGAGGCUCUUAGCCAAUCCACUUUGUUAUUGUUCAGACUAUUGGCAGGACAUAAUGUAAUCUUGCUUGGAUUGUUCCUCUUAUUAGCUCACCAGGACCUUCCUCCUCCUCCUCCUCCUCCUCCUCCUCCUAUCGUCCUCCCCAUCAGAUUACAUGGCUUGCUUUUCCAUUACACUCAUUGCCCCCUUUUCUCCUUCAGUCCAAAACCUCCCUCUCUGUUUCCCCCUCAGAUUCCUGCAGCCAAUAACAGGGAGGGGGCUCAGCGCAGCUUAGCGACAGCCAACCCCUAUGGACCGGGCAGGACUGACCCCUCCUUUUUUUUCUACCAGGAGGUGGAGGGCGGAUCCUGACCGGGGUUAGGUUACCUGGCAGAAACACACCAGCUCUCUCUGUAAACACAGACUUGACUCUCCACUCCUACACUGAACCUUGAGGGAGGUGUGUGUAAACACAACUCAAGCAUGUGAAUUUCCUCUUGGUCGUCCUUCAGAAACGAAAUCAGAUUUCCUGUGAGGAGAUUUUAGCUGGUGAAAACUGAUGCCUCUAUAUGACUUUAAAAGGAACCUAGACCCUGAGUGUAAAGACUAUCCACUAAAAUAUGGUCAUUUUUAAACAGUCAGAAGAAGUGCCUCGUAGAAGCCCACAAUUUCCACCGCUUCCGGAAUGUGUACGAAAAGGCAGUAUCCACCGAUCAAAGUUGAUCAGAACCAUUCAAGUUAGUCUGGCGAUUUCCACCGGCUUCUCUCUGCUGAUCGCAAGAGUUCUAUUUUUUCCGGACGCCAAAGCUUGCUGGAUAAAUUCAGCACAGAUUAACCCGUGCUGGAAAGGAAGUCGGACACAGACACAAAAUAAAACAUCCGGCUUCUUUUCAAAAUAAAACACUCCAUGUUUUAGGGGGAUCGUAUUUCACACCAUGUAAACGGAUGGGGACGAACAAAUGAAAGGUUUUCAGACUUCAAUUCACUCCGUUGACACCAUGGUUGAGGAGAUGCUGAUUCUAAAAGUCUAGACGUAGAUUUCCUCCUCUGGAAGGACACAAUGUACUGUUAAUAUGGUUAUGUGGCUAUAGAGAUGACUCGUUAUCGCGCGAUUGCAUGUGAAUCUGCGGGUUCUUGUGAGUUCUUGUGAGUCCUGCUGUCCGUAAUCCACCUCAUAGACGAAUCCGGUACCAACACAAUUGACUGCUGGUGUUGUAAAGCAGGCUGUUAAAAAUUGCCAGCAAAGUUCUGCACAAUCUCUAACUAGCAAAAACAUUUAUCGGUGCAAAACUUUGGAAAUAGAUCCAAGAUCUUGUACAAAAAUGUUCAGUAAUGCUCUCUUCAUGGAGUUCAAAACUCUUGAGGAAAUUUUUAUUUAGGAGUCAAUGUUACUCUCCGAACUGUUUGGGUUCCUGCUGUGCAGACCUGAACUGACUGUAAGGGAGUCCAGGAAACCAGAGCUCUGGUGAAAGAUGACAGCUAUGAUGCUGUGAUACUUGACUACCCGGAUGUUUACAAGCACAGGUAUGAGAUGAAAUCUUCUUAAACAUCUUACAACUUCUUCAAACUGUCAAAAAAGCACCAUGAACUAGGCUUGGAAGUGAAGUAGAAGUGUAAAGCACCAGUGCUUGGUGUCGCUCAAGGACUCUCUUUCACUAUGUCAAUGUCAAUGUCACGUUUAUUUAUAUAGCACAUUUAUAGGACAGGCCAGACAAAGUGCUUUACAGGAGAAACACAUAAAAUAAUAAAAGCUACAAGUAUGGCAACAUUAAAAGGGAAACAUACAAAAACAAAAAUAAAAGAAAAUCGUACGCGAGUAAAAGCAAGUGACAACUCAACCAAAAGCUAGGGUAAACAGGUAGGUUUUAAGGUGCGUUUUGAAGGAGGUGAGGCUAGUGAGUGGCUGAUCACUGUCUUCUGAGUGAACUACGCUCAUGUUUCUGUUCAUGAGUUGCAAGUUGAGCUGCUCAGUCCAAAGUAUAACAGCAUUCACCGCAGCCAAGAGUCAGACUCAGACAGGAGCUCAGUUCAGGCAAACGAGGGACAUGUUUGUCCACAGGGGGCGCCAAAGUUGACACAGAAUGAAAGUUUGAAACUUAAGUAAAAUGAUGGUUACGACCUUUGGAAGAAUAUUUCAUUUUCUGAUUUUCUCUUAUGAUCUGCUUUUUAAAAAAUGACCAGAAACCGACGUCCACAAAUGGUCGAUUAAGAUUUGUGGUCUUUGAUUGGUAUGUUAGGAAAGUAUGUGUGUGAGUCAUAGUGUGUGUGUGUGUGUGUGUGUGUGUGUGUGUGUGUGUGUGUGUGUGUUAGUGAAGGAAUUUUGUUUUCUUUUUGCUUCAUUAUGUCCCAAAAAAACAGGAGUUUGCAUCAACUCAAACUGCCCCACACGUUGUUUCCUCUUACCGCAGGAGCACGCUCGUGUUUCAGGACCAAAAAGGGAGGUGCACCCCCCCCACCCCACCCCCUCCUCUCUCACUCUCCCCUGUCUCGCCCCUCCCUCCCUCUCUCCACCACCGUCACAGCCUGUAUAGUCCUCUCUCGCCUGAGCUCACACUUACACACAGCAGAGACGGGAUAAGGUACGGCACAUGAACGUGCAGUGCGGUAUUACAGCGUACGUGUGUGUGAGCGAGGAGGUGGAUCCUGUGUGUGUGUGUGUGCGCGCAUGUGUUUGUGUGUGUGUGAGGAUGGCAAGCCGAGCCAAGUGCAUGCCAGUGUGAGGAGAGGAGUGUGAGGGAGCUUCCAUAAUUCCUGCUGGAUGUUUUUGCGGCAUUGCAGCCCGAAAGAGAGGUGACACAGAAGUAAGUUAUGGUUUUGGCAACAGUUAUAGACUGUAUCAGCAUGGUGUGUGUAUGUGUGUGUAUGUGUGUGUGUGUUUUCUCUGCUGCAUAAAUGUGUAUGUGUCAUGUGAGGGGCAUAGGUCUUCUGGGAAGUGAGUGCACUUUGACUUAUUGGCUGGUGCAAAACAAGUCAAUCAUUUAACAUUAACUGGCGUCAUGGUUGAUCAUUUGCGGCAGAUUUACUGAGAUUAUUGAGCAAUUAUCUGUUUUUAUGUCAAAUUGUGUAACUGUAAAUUCUGUUUUAUCGUUUUAUGUGCUUUGUUUUUGACUUACUGCAUUGUGGAUGCUCAGUUUUUUCAGUUUCGAAAGUUUUUGCGUAAGAAAAUUCUGGAGUUUGUUUGCAGGACUAAUUCUUGAACAUUUUGUCUCAAUAGAAAAACCUUCAUUGAGAGAAUCGUGUGUAUUAAGCCGUCUUGGGGUCUUUCCUCUGUCCUCUUUGAAGAUGUGGGUUUGAUGACUUCCAGAUGCUUUGUUGAGAUGAUUGCACGUGAAACUAAAUCCCUCCACAAUGUAUGCACAUACAGUCGAAGCAUUGUUUCACCGAGCUGCAUGAGGUGGGUUUGCAGCUGGCUUUGUUCAAGCACCACAGUUAAAUUCUUUCAGUAUGUAUUUUGUGAAAUCUAUGAGCUUAGACACCGUAGCUGCAAAUUCAGGGGAGCAAAAGUACAUUUUAAAUGUUGAAAAGUCAUCUUAUCGUCUUUCAUUUAAAGACAAAUGUCUGAACUAGAAGAUUUUGAAAUGGUCCUAGUCUAAAAGUGAUGGGGAAACAACAUUUUAGGAUGACAUAACCUGCUCCGAAUGAAGUUCAGCGGGCCGAGUCGAGCCGUCGCUGUUCCCAGAGGAGGAUCAGUCUGUAUAAACAGGAUCGUGAAUACAGCCGUGAUAGAUCUAACAGGUCACACACACACACAGGCAGAGGGAGGCCUCAUCGGAGUAGUUUAGUAACUUCCACAUGUCAGUGGAAGUUCGGAAAAGUCCAGAGUUUGAUGGAUUUAUUGUUUAUAUUUUAAAGUAUAACCAGUUUAAAGAAAAGCUCAAAAAAGAGGGAGAUGAGUGAGGUCGAGUAGUGCGGGAAUUUUUGUUUCAUGGAGUAAAAUGACUGUACGGCUCAGACUGUGGGAACAUUUCUGACCAUGUAUGGAUGGAUCACAUGUCCUGGUUCUGUAUUUCUGUAUCUCCCUCUGCCUCACAGCGGAGCCCUUUAAAGAGCAGUACCAUACUGUGCUGUUUGGUUAGAUCUCCAUUCAAAACCAGUAUCAUAAAAUAUGGCAAACACUCAGGGAUGUGAUUAUUCACAAAUUCCCCUUUUGGAUCCCCUUUUUUUGGGAUCUCCAUGAGUGAGAAGUAUAAAAAGUUUGGGUUUGCCAUCUUACAGCCAUGAAACAGGCUGUAAUGACUGUAGUGUAACCUUUAAUCCACUGGAAAUUCUUACAUUUUGCCACCAAAAAUGAUCUUAAUGUCUGUACAUAGCAAGAAGUUUUUGAAAGUUAAGAAAUUGACCCCAAAAAAGUAAAAAAAUCUCUUUCAGGCCGACAGACUCCUGACAGAAAUGCUUUUUCCUGGCAGAAAACAGAAGCUGCUGGUCGACCAUUUCCUCAGUAUCUCACUUUGUUGAAAUGGUUUUUGGGAUCAGAGGCAAUCCUUCAAAAUAAAACAACAACUGUGUUCUUUUUCCACUCUUAUUAAAAAGAAAAAAGGUCCAUCCCUGUACAGAUCCCUGUCAGAGACUCAACCAUUGAUAAUGUCACAGCUAUUACAGCCUGUUUCCCUGCUGCUGCAUGACUUGAUCUGUGGCGUCACCACUGGUUUAAACUUGUGUUUUGAUUUUUCUUAAGUACUUGUUUUGGUGCACAACUUCCCCAAACACUAGUGCAGCCAGGCUGGCGCGUUAAAAGGUAUAUACAACAAAGUGAUCAGGUUAACCUGUCCCCUUUGAUUCAGAUGCAACAGGUCUGCCUGCUUGGAGGGUUCGGGUUUAAUUGAUGAUUUAGGGUAUUCACACACCGAGGCAGUUUUUUUUUCACCCCUAUGUUGCAUUAAUCAUGUCUGCACACUAACUUGGAAACAUUUGCCGAUUGUGACAACGGUAAAAGAUUAGUUUGGGACAGAAAGUAGUGGUCUUUGGUUUCAUUUUUGGCUCCAGUAUCGCUGGAAACAUAUCAAGCGGGAUCACUGACAUACUGGAAUAUACCUGGAGAUGAUUGGGUCAAUGCCACAGCCUCUCAAUAAUACGCCUUACUGACUGAACUUUUUAUUGUACCUGCAGGAGAAGGAUGUGCAGAUGCAUGCUCAAAAGGCUGCAGUUUUGUCCGUCAUGGCGUCAGAUUUUCACAUCAGGAUUAUCAUGGGUAUAAAUAUUGCAAUUUCAGAGUUUUAAUACAAAACUUGGCUUCAAUGUCAUGAUCCAUAAAGCAAUAUUCAAAUUUAUGAGUUAUUAACAUCCCUGUGACUGAAAUUUAUUUGGAGAAGAUCCUGCCCCAUAAAAAGAUUUAAAUACUUUUAUUUUGGUAUGUGUGUUUUCGGUCUUGGUUUCAAUCCUAAAUUGUCGAACCAUGCUUUUAUUUUGAAGUUCACCUGCAGAUUGUAAAUUACAGGACAGAAUGAAAACGGUUCAAUUCAUUAGCAAACGGAAGAGGUAGAAGCUCUAAUGUGGUUUUAUGGAUUCACAAUAAAUCUUUUAAUGUCUGCAAAAGUGCAGAAUCAUCUCUCGGAGAGUUGCUUCAUCUCUCUAUAACAGCUGCUGCUUCUUUAUCUGUCCUCUGUUUUAUGGCCACUUUAGGUAUUACCGUAAACUUAUUUUCAGAACAAUAUCAAUAUUUUUCCUUUUUUGAAAAGUCAGUUAUCCAAACCUAACUCGUGAUAACUAAAACCGUAUUUAUUUUGAUUAUUUGGAGGCUAAGGGGUCUGCAUAAUGAGGCAUAAUUCAGGGGUAACAUAUUUGACUGACAGAUGUGCGUGUUGUAGCUGUUUGACCGGCUUUAACUCCACCUCUUAUUUGCUGGUAGCUUGUUACAGUUACAUGGCUCCUCUUUAGAAAUCAAUAGUAGAUGUAAUUAAGACUACAUACAUGUUUUAUAUAGAUUUUGAAAUGUACAAAAAUGCUGAAAUCCCCCUUUAGUUCUGCUUCCUAUUAACUUCAAUGGUACUUUGUGUUUUGAUUGUUGCCUCACUGGAACUAAACGUUAACCACCACUUAAGUCCAUCACUGCUAAUGAAGCUACAGUUUACACGAGUCCUCAUCCAUGGCUAUGCAUUGAGGUAUUGAUCCGUAUAGGAAGAGAGAGCUUGUUAUGUAACAGCUCGAUCCACCCAGAACAGUUUCUGAUUGGCCCUGCUCCAUCAGCGCCCUCACCUCCACUCCCUAUAGCAUUAUCACUCUUCAGCAGGACUGUGACGCCACAGCUCUGUCUGUUCCUGCAGUUUCAGAGCUGCACCUUGAUGCUGGUCUGCUGCAGCUUUACCCACAUGGUACCCUGCUGCUCAUGUUAUUAGAUAACAUACUAACAUGAAUAUGACUGUAUCACUUUCUCUUCCACCCUCACUCUUGUAUCACCACUUGUGUGUGGAGGCUGACGUCAUACUAACUCUCACACACACACUCGCACACACACACUGUCAGCAGUGUCACAUCUCCUGAUGCGACCUUGUACACUGUGUUUGUGUUAUGUCAGAGUAGAAUAAACUGCAGAUGCACACACACAUACAAACACACACGCACACAUCGUCUGUGUCUGUAGGCAGUGAAAAUCCUGACGGCAGAGUGACAUAAGUGUGUUGUCAUACCACACACACACACACACACACGCACGCACACACACACACACACUGGCAGUAUCUUCUCUCAGAAUGACUAAGCAGUCCGUUUAUCUCCAUAGCAACCACUUCUCUGUGUCGGGGAUGUCCAUUGUGUGUGUGAUGCAGUGAGAGGAUAAUGUUAGCACCCCUCUCAUUGUGUGUUAUCAACCUGCUUGUGGUCAUAUUAUCAUAACCGGAGUGAGUGUGUGUGUGGGUGUGUUCAGUGAUGCUGUUGUUGUGUGUGUUGCUGUAAAAAGAUGCAGCGGUGACUCUCAGCCAAGUGUGUGUCGGAGGGAAAGGUGAGCCUGCUGCCUCCUGCCUGUUAACAAGCUCCCUGAUUGGCCGUUCGCCCGGCUGUAACAAAAACCUUCAGCACAGAGCUGCAGGCUUUCUUUCACAUCAUGAAUAAAACAAACCGACUGGAAUCAGUUCAUGAGAAUUUUCUUCAAAAUCCAAAAAGAUUGGAAAUAUUUUGGUGUUCUCUGACAGGAAAUCACAGCGCUGACGUAUGUUAUUGAAAGUAUUGUGAAAGCAGCUUGAUGUGAGCAGCACUUUGGUCCAGGACAAAUUACCCAAAGGGAACAGUGGAGUGAACCAUGUUGGGUUGUGUUGUAUAAUAUCGCUUUGCAUUGUGUUGUCUUGUAUCUUAGCACAUCAUAAAGCACCAUAUCAUUUGUCAUAUCACAAUGCAUAGUUUAAAUCCUGUAAUCUUGUAUUGCAUCAAAUUGAAAUGCAUGUUGUAUCAAAUUAUCUUAUUUCAAUAUAUCCUCACCUAUGGUGUUGUAUUGAAUGUUAAACCAAUGUGCCAAUGCCACAUAACUAUUGUUCAUACAGCAAAAAUAAAUGAAGGGAUGGUUGCACCACAUUUAGCAAACCUCUCAUUUCCAUCUGUAGUCCCUCAUGAAAGUGUUGUAAGAAACUUGACAAAAAAGAGACAAAACCGUUAACAUAAACUGCAAUACAAACCAAUUUUAAGACAAAAGGUACAGUGUUAAAAAAAACGCCUAGUGAGGAAAGUGGCUAGGGGCUGGCCGAGACGUCACUGAAUGACGUCAAUUCGCAUAAUUGUCUAACAUUUAAAUCCUGCCCCGCCAAAACCUCCAAACUCUAGAAAAAGUCCCUAGAUUUUUCGCUAGCUGCUUUUUUUUUGUGGCAAAAAAAAAAUUAAAAAGAAAGUUGCGAGGGAGGGUCUGAAAAGUAGCGAAAUAUAGAAACAAACUUGCUAAUUGGACUUUUUUUAUGGGACAUAAUCUACCUAUAACACACUGCCUGCCUAUCUGCGUCUCUUUAAACGAUCAUGUGACACACAGUGUAACUCUUUUAUGGUGCCUGUGCGUAUCCGGCCAAAACAACCGUUAUUCGCAUGCUCUGUACUCUUCUUCUGUCUUUUGUACAUUUCCUGUGCAGCCUUACAGCGCCACUUACUGGCUUGGCAUACGCAGUACAUCAUUUUCAGUGGUUUCAAUUUGAGGGUUGAUAGAAAAACUUAUUAAAGUGAAGUCACUGAAUAAAAAAUCGAAAAUCGAGUUUUCAGAGGAAAAAAUCUGGAUUUUAUUUUUGGCCAAAAUCGUGCAGCUCUAACAUCAUAUCAGGAAAGUAAACGCCAUCCUGCUUUGAAGUGUACACAUUUACUCAGCGUGGUCAUAGGCUGCAGUGUUGGCGUGCUUCGAUGCUACAAUUGAAGCCACAUCACUUGAUAAGUCUGAACUGGGGUCACACAGUUUGCUCAGGCAGAGUUAAAUCCCACUGUCACUGUGUCACUUCACAUCCACAGACACUAGAGAUGAACAAAUCAAGGCUGCCCCCGAAAAGGAGAUCAAAUCAUCGGUUGGGAAAACGAGUCGACUCAUUUUGUCACAAAGCAACGCAGGAAGAACAGCAGACUGUAAACUCUAUAAACUGAGUCCAGAAAAGGUUCUUACAUUUAGAUUGAUGAGGUGAUGUUAUUAGCAGAUGGUACACUCUUUAAUUAACUGAACCUUCUGCAGGUUUUAUCAUAACCAGUUAAAAACAAAGGCGGCGACUGUCAGCACAAAUCGCUUUUACUGCUGUCAGCUCUGGCUAGCACGGCCUCUCUCAGGUUUAACACACACACACACACAACAUAUCCACUCAGUGUUAUCACAAAGAGUCGCAUCAGUGGUUUGACAUUGACAAGUGUGAGGGACACAGUGACGGUCUGAGAAGAGAGGGAGGGAGGAGAUAACAGAAGACAAAAGAUGUGUUGUUGCAGAUUCAGGUCCAAGUAGGCGCCACAGUCUGGAUUUAUUUAAAAAAAACUUUAUUUUUGCUCUAGCUGGGGCAUAAACAGUAAAAUAUGCAUCACAUCUUUAAAAAAGAGAGCAUCAACUCACAAUCCAGCUCAUCGUGUGUGUGUGCAGUUUUGAGCUUCAUGAGGAUGAACAGUGCAGCUCCAAGCAGCAGAUACAGGAGAUGCUAAUGGUUCAUCUCCACCGUUAGACACAAAACACAGAUUGUACAGAGCAGCAGAACUUUGUGGGUGUUUUGUGGUUUAAUGUGAAGAUCGCAGUAUGCGUUGUGAAUUUCCAACUCUAGCUAAUGAGCAGAAUUGCAUCACAUGCUGUUUUCAUCGUGCUCAGCAGAAAGUUCCCUCUCUCUUCGUUUACUCAUGUAAGAGUACGCUCGUGCGGCAUCCCUCCAGUCUUUUUCACCUCUGUCAUGAUGGCCAACCUGAGAGUACCAAGCUGAAACUGGUGACAGGAUAAUUUGUUGUUGGGGAAUUAAACCGGAAAGUUCUGCUCGGGUGUCUCAGGUGGGUUUAGGGUUUCCAAAGUACAAAAGCAGAUGUUGAGAUCGAAGAAGAAAAAAGAGGACCUUUAUGGUAGGAAAACAAUUCACAACUGUAGUAACAUAUAGGUUAACCGUUGACUCAAAUUAAGACAUGACUCUUAUAACAUGAUGGCUUUUUUUUCUUUAAUAUUAUGUCUUAACAUGACUGCUUUAUUCUUGUAGCAUUUAGGCUCUUUUUAGUAAUUUUGAGAGUUCAAAUUAAGUCUCUUAUCAUAACAAAUUAAAGGGAUAUUCUGGCGUAAAAUUAAGUUAGGGUCAAACACAUCCUCUCGAGAAAUGAAUGUUGCCGACUGCUUACUUCUCUAGUUAUACCAAAUUUAGUAACGACCGUACGAUAGCAACACACAGCGGUCUACCUUUUUACCUUUUAUUAUAGACUGCUGUGUAUUGCUAUCGUGCGGUUGUUAUUAAAGUUGGUAUAACUAGAGAAGCAAGCAGUCUGCAACAUUCAUCUCUUGAGGGGGUGUCUAACUCAGUGUUACGGUGUGUUUAACCAUAACUUAAAUUUACGCUUGAAUAUCCCUUUAACUUUCUUAACAUUACCAUUUAAAACUUAAAAACGUCUUAGCUCUGUUUGGGCAGUAAUGUCUCUCUUUGUUCAGUUUCAGAUGUUUUGUUUCUUUCAGAGUGAACACAUCAGAAACUGACCGACUGUUCUCUGGUUUCGACUCAUCUCUGGCUUGACCUUUAAAUCCAUAAAAAAGCCGUGAAGUAAGACUUUCACUGAAAUCAUCGCCCCCUCUGCGAGAUGUUAUACAACCCCACACCCCCCCUGCAGAGGUUACAUUACUUCAUAUGGCUCUGCGGAUCUGAAGGGUGUUUGUUUUGAACACCGGGGCAGCCCUCUGGCGUGUCUGCAGAACAACACAUGGCGAUGUUAACUUUGUGUGUGUGUGUGUGUGUGUGUGUGGCUCUGACAGUUGUACACAGAGAGGAUGAGAGGAUAAACAGAUCAAGACGUAGGCGGAGUUCACUUGUAAACAGCGAACCUCUCUGUGCUGCAGCAGAUCCCAUUUAUUACUGUUACAUAAUGAAACAUAAAGGAGGAGGAGUGGAAAUCAACAGGGGAGAGUAAUAGUAUUUUAUUUAACAAACUUAAGAUUCGACUUUUAUCCUCUAUAGAGAUUAAAUCAAGUUUACUUCAGUUUAAUCCUUUAACAGUGAGAUUUGUGAGCUACUUUGCGUUUAGUGUUUUGAUUCAGAGAUGCAGUUAAAUGGAGCGUUAAAAGCAGAAUAAAAUACUCUGAGUUAGUUAAAUGAGCUGCUGAGUUAAUAAGUCAUUUUAAAGAGGUUAUUCGUCCUCUUGUUCUGACUCUUUAAUCUUUCGUUCGCUCGUGUCUCUCUCUUCUUCCUCGUGUUUCUCCUCUUCCUCUCCUCUCUGAUCAGAACCUGCUUGACAAGCGUGUCUUAAUGCACAGCGGGGCUCCCACCGCUCAACAAUAGUCAUUAAACUUGUGGAUUAGCCCUGUUAUCCACUUUGGACUCACGUACGCACUCACACACGCUCAGACGCUUAGGCGCAUUGAGGCCCCGCAGGCCAGCAGACGAGCUGAUCGUAACAGGAAGUGAUGAGACGUUGGGUCAGUGAAAGGUGGCUCACGAGCUCCUGCCGCAGAGAGUCAGUUCAGCUGGAAAGGCUUCAUGUCAGCUCCUUAGUUUGACAGUAAAGUGGUUCAGUCUCUUACUCUAUUUGUCUUUUUCUUUAUGGGAAUAUAAAUCUGAGUGAAGUCUGAUCUCAGUCCGUUUCUAAUGAUGCUCAGAUUUAUGAUUUAUCACCAAACCUGUGACCUGGCCUCCUUUGGGGUGGACUUUGCCUCAUUAGAAGAUUGUUUUCAUGCUUUUAUUUUGAAACUUUAGGUUUCGGUUGUUUCCUUUCCUGUGAGUUACAAAUUACAGACAGAAAGUAUUAAUAUUCAGAUGAUUAGUUGCCUAAAGAGGAAACUAAGUUUAAGAGUUUAAACUUCAGACAGUUUCAACCAUAGACUCUAUAUAGAAUGGACGCCGUCUGUCUUCUCGCUGGGUGAAGCAACCAUGAGAACAGCACCCUCUGGUGACGGGCUGCAGUAUAGGUCGUAAAUCCCGCCUCCUCCAGCAAUCCCUAUGGAGCUGUGGACAAACUUUAUAAGUUAAUUAAACAGAAUAUACAUUUUUCUUCUCCCUGGUUGCGAUGUUGACAUGUAGUUACUGUCAGACUGGUUUGUGCUCAAGUCCUUUUUUUCUGUGAAGCUCCGUUUUUAAAAGUUAUUAGGGGGUUCAUGUUUUCUAUGACUGACACUUGAUACAGCCUAUAGGCGUACAAGGAUUGCGUACCUCAACUGGGAUAUACGCUGUUUGAGUCGAGCAUUAUCAUAGCAAUGUGGGUUUCAGUAAAUGAAGAAAAAAACCCUUUUGGCUUCAAAUCCAUAUAAUGACGGAGGUUGGAGCCAAGUUGUCCAUAGUAUAUACAGUCUAUGGUUUCAAUAGAGCAGCUAUCAGGACUUAUGUUUUGCAAAGAGUCAGAGUCUUGAAAAGAUGCCGAGCUAUGCUAACACCUCAGUGAAGCUCUCUUUCUGUCCUUUCAGUUGUUACUACUGAAGACACCGACCACUAGACCUCUGGUGAAGUUUAAUUUGUUUCACUCAGAGGUAGACGAGUUCUUCCUCAUGACUUUUUAUCAGGCUGAGAGUUUGAGAUGUUUUGUUUGGACGGUUUAAAUGCCCCUGAGGGAAGCAGCUACCUCAUUUCCUGACUGAAUAUUUUCUGUGAUUGGACAGACCGGCUCACAUCUCCAACAUUUUGAAGUGGUCAGGUCACUCACUUCUGUUUUGUAUCUGUCCGCUGUUCUGUGACUUUUUGGAUUGUACUGGACUUCACUAAGAUCACCUAAUAAUAAAUAAUAAAAACAGCCUAUUGGAGAGGCAUCAAUGUCAGUGUUUGCUUUCCAAUGAGCACCAACAUCUCAUCGUGGUCUGGAGAACAUGGCAUGUAGAAAAUAGAUCUUAGUGUGAUUUUUCAUGCAUUUCAUUGCAUUUUACAAAACCGAUGAUAAACUGCUUAUUUUGUUUUAUUUACAAACUCACUACAUCAGUAUCUAGAAUAUGACAAUAUGAGUAUCAUUAAAACCUUGAGGGGUGUUUUGACAUAGUAUCUUUACAGCUCUGCAAAGUUCUGCUCUUUCAGCAGAUUCCUGAUCCAAUCUUUGAUGAGAGGUUUUUUGUGAAUUUUUACUUUGUGCACAUACUAAACUUUAUAUUACAAUUUUACAGUUUUAAACAUUGCACGUUUGAUUUGGUAUAAUAGAAAUAGAAAAAUAGAAAAUAAGCAAUAGAAAAUAUAGUUGCAUAGUAAGUUGCUGUUGCACAAUCCAACACUUUGCAGAAAAAGUCAGUGAAAUCCCAGAGAGUCUGAUAAAAGCGUCCUUUUUUUUCUACAUGAAAAAGAUGAAAUGUUGUCGUGUGUUUGCAGGAAGAGAGGCAGACCUUCCUCGAGUUUCUCUGCAGGGACAGAGCGAGUGAAGCUGUUGAAUUUUUGAUACCGGAGUGGCUCAGGUUGGUUGUUUGUCUGCUCUCAAACUGUGAGGCCGACACAGUCUGCAGGUCAGACAGACUGCAGGACCAGAGUUAAUAUUUGAUCGAGCUCAGCUGCCUUCUCCACCUUCACCUCAGGACGUCACAUGAACACCGUCAGUCUUCUCUGAAAUUUCAGGGCUGCUUUUAAAGAGUCGAUGCUGAUCCACGUGAACUGGCUUAGACCUUUAUUUUCUGUUUGCAUAGACUGAAAAUUAUCAGGUAUUUUUUGCAGGAUAAUUGGCUCAUCAAACACUGACCUCUACGGUAGCUGGUAGCUUCCAUAACUCCUUCAUUUCUCAGCUCUUUGUCUGUCUGUCUGUCUGUCGGUCUGUCUGUCGGUCUGUCUACCUGCCCAUGGGCUCUGCUGUCAUUAGCAAAUAAUGGAGCCAGAGCAGCGUCCUGGAUCUGAUCGCCUUUAUUUAGCUGCUCCUCUCCUUCCUCUUUGUCCCUGACCCACAUACACGUACUAACACAGAGAGAAAGUACAGACAGCAGGUAUCAAUCUCAGUUAUUUGGACCGAAAGGCAGUGACAGACAUCCAACCUCAGAGCUGAGACACUGAAUUUGAUUCGGGGUAUUUUAGUGGUUUUUCUGGCUGUGUGUUUCGACAUCUCGUCAGCUUAAAAUGAGAAUGAGAAAAGGAAAAAUGUACCUGAGUUUCUCGUUGUUUGUACAAAGAGUUUGAAAAUGAGUUGGCCCUAAAGAAGCUGAAGACAUUCAGGGUGAAAGCAGAGGUUUCUCAGUACAAAGGUGAAAACGUGCAACCAAAAAAGUGAACAAAACUGUCUUGGAUGUGUAAAGUUACUGAUUGAUCAUGUAUUUCAGAUCCAGGUUUCAUGUAUUUGUUCCCUCAAGAGCUGGACUUUACAGACAAACCAUCUGAGUUGGUCUUUUAGCCUCUUCAUAGUGAGAGGUUUGAUACUGAUGUACUUCUUCUUGUCAAAAUAACACAGGCCAAGAGACUGAUACAACCAGAGGAUUCAGGAAUUAAUAUGCUCCUCUAGUUUACCCCAUUACUGCAUCAAAAUCAAAAUUAUGCAGUUUACAUUUUCUUAUUUAUUUAAAAAGCUUUUGUAUCAUCCUUUUUGGUUCACCCAGCACUGGGCAGGAAUCACUUCCUUCUUUGAGCUGCAGGGGGCAGCAUACCUCAACUAUUACAGUGUCAGAGACAAAGUGACAUCCCAGCAGUUAAUAUUGUGUCUCUCUGUCUUUUUUUUCCACUGCAGUGUUUUACAACAAGCAUCAGCAGCUGAUUUUAAUUUCAGCUGUUAUUAUUUUUAACUCAAUACAAACCGUCUUUUUUAAAGCACAAAUGUUUCUGUCGGUGUCACUUUAGGUUAUGAUUCUUUUUAAAGGAAAAAGCUCUAAAUGUAAAUUUUUUUAAAAGGAAUCUGACAUUAAAAAUUGAGAUUUUAUGGAUCUAAAUUUGCUGAUGCUGGGACUUGAAUUGAUUCUUGACAGUGUCAGUUUUUCAGCUUUCUUGAUCAAAAAAAACAAAAGACAAAUAAAGCUAUGUAAUGAUUUUUUUAUUCCUAAAAAAAUAUUAUAUUAUUAUUUUUAUUCCCGAAUUAAUUUUUUUUAAUUUACCAGACAUUUUCGAGAUCAAAAACAAAAGAGAAAAGAAAAACAAACAAAACAAAUAAAGCUAUCUAAUAAAUUCUUACUUCUAAAGAAUUAUACUUUUUUUUUUUUUUUGCAAUUAAUUUUCUUGUCUUUUUAUUUUCCAGAUGUUUUCAAGUGCUGGACCCUGAACCUGAAGGACACUUCUGGACAGUAGUCCUGCUCUGGAUUGGGUGUGAUGGUUUUCAGCCCUUUUGGAAACCCUGAAACUCUUUUGUUCAGCUUCUAAAACAAAAACACGGAUCAGCUGAGACUCUGAGGCACCUAAAAAAAAAUCAUCUUUACAGUGAUAUAGAAAAACAAAACAGAAAACUACAUAAAGGAUAAAUCUGGCGUUUAAUCUGAGAUUGCUAAACCAACAAGAAACCAACAAAAUUCUGAUGGGAAAUCAAAACUUUGUCGUCACUCAGUAGAAAGUUGCAGCCAUGAGUGUUUCUCAGCCCGCUGAAGGUUUCCAUGUCAGAGGGAAAACCGGAUCCAGCAUGAGGCUUCCUCUGCACAGUGCCGGUGACCAUAAUGGAAACGCUUUCCCCAUAUCCUCUUCAUCUUCCUCUUCAUCUUCCUCCUCCUGCCUGGGGGAGUCAUCUCCCGAGUCCCUGCGGAGUCUGAGCAGCCUCAGCGGAGGCCGCACAGACAGCCCGCUGGACUACGACAUGUUCGAGGUCACUCUGGUGACAACGGUGACGACCGAAACGGAGGAAAUGGGGGAUGUCGUGGUGACAAAGUGGGUACCAGAGGAAGAGGAGGAGGAGGAGGAGGGUAGAGUGGACAACGAUGAAGUCUCUGUCGAAAAGAUGCACACAGCAGUAGAAGUGACAGAAUCCAACGACAACUCUGUGUCAGUUUACCUGGACGCAAACGGAGGCGAGUCCCACCAUGACACCUGGAAUGACAACCUGACACUCGCCUUGACUCUGACGAUGAGCGACAGCAGCGAGAAGAGACAACACGGCUCCUCGACGCCAGACUCAGAUGCGACAGAAAUCCCCGGAGAUGAUGAUGAUGAAGAAGACGGAUUGUUUCUUUCUGUGAGCUCUGAGGUCGGCAUGCGGAGAAGCAGCACGACUCUCACCAGCCUCUCAGUCGAGCUCCAGACUGAGGAGGCUGUUGCAGCUGAAGAUGAGAAAUCAGAAGAACCGGAGGGGGUCUCUCCUCACAGUGUGGAUCCUCCUGGCUCAGAGGGCCUGAACGAAACCCCUCAGAUAUCGUCCUCCUCUCAGGACCAAGCUCCAGCUGUUAAAGAAGCCAAACCACCUCCACCUGAAGAAGCUGAAAGACGGGAAAUGUCCAACAGAAAAACACAACAAAGCAGCAGUCCACAAGCCAGAACAGCAAGAGCUAAACCCACCAGCGUGGCUACAAACGCAAAAACAGGGACACCCAUGGUCCUCAGAGGAGCCAAUCAGGAGGUCAAAAGAGUCUCCAAACUUGACCUCAAAAAUGUCAAGGCUAAAGUCGGGUCCCGCUUGAACACAUCACCACCGAAAACACCCAGCAAGGUACUCAGAUAUUACAGAAAAUUAGAUAAAAGAUCAAAUUAGAUAGGAAAAAAAGAUUUUCUCAAUAGUUUAAUGCAUGCAAACAAUUGUUUGUCUAAUCAGCCAUGUAAAUGAUAAUUUCUUUCCUUAAUCACAGUUUUGUUAGUAUAUUAUUGUUUGCAUCCUUGCUCCUAUCCUUUCCUCUACUCCUCAAAGCUGUCAAUCAUCCAAUUUUGGGUAGGGAAAGUUAAAAAAAAUCUGUAAAUAAGCUGUAAAUUUAAAAUGGAGGUAGAAAUACAUGGAAAUUUAGCCGGAUUUAGUUAAAAUGCAAACUAGUGAAAUCUACUUGUAAGAAUAAGGGAUGUCAUUAAUUAUUUUACUACUCCAGAGAUGAUUAUAGAGCACAUUGGCAUGAAAAUAAACUAAAACUAUAGGACUUUUCAGCGUUAAACUUCUAUUUUUAUGGAUCUACAUUUAAUUUAAUUAGUCCUAAAAACAAAAAUCAUGAUGAUGCAGCAGAAAAAGUGAACUCAGUUUAUGUUGCAGGUAGAAAGUGACUGUUGAAUAUGACUGUCGGGAAGUCAUUUAAUGCUUCUCUGCUCACAAAGCCGCCUAAACAGCUCUGCAGGUUAUCAGCAAAACAUCAGAGCUACGCUACGGACUUCUUUCUGUUUUUAACGUGAUAACCCGUCAAAAGAUUGCAGUCAUUAAUUCACCAAAAAGCUGUGAUUUAUCUAUGUUAAUUAUAAGCUUCAGGUAGUGUUAUCCACAGCAUGUGGAGUCAUAGUUUAUGAACCAGAACAACUGUCACUUGAAAAAAGACUCUAAUAAGCCCGAUGAAACUUUUUUUAUUGACGACACUAUUCAGACAUAAUCGAGGAAUAAUACAAAAGAAAAUACUUAAAUUUGUACUCAUGAAGUCUAACUAUUCAUUUACUUCCUUAUUUGUUACUUUUAGGACUCUUAAGUUUUAUAUUUAUAUUUAUAUUCUCCUGUCUAAUAACCCAGAUGAGUUUAUUGAGUAUUUCAUUUCUUUCUGUAGGUAAUGAGUUCCUCCAAAAUAACCCCUAAUUAUUUUUUACUUGCAUUUUCUUUUUCUCUUGCAACAUUUAACCCUUUUGCUCAUUUCCUGUGACUUCAUGUUCUGUCAUUCACCUUUAAUAACAUCUCUUCUAUCAGCAAAUUAAAUCUGCUCCGGCAAAUGUGAAGAGAGCGGCUCCCAGGAAGGAGGAGGUGGACAAAAAGCAGCGGUCGUCUCCGGUCAGAGUGGCUGUGGUGCUGAGGCCGAUCAGAGGGAAAACCGACGGCCUCCGAACGGCAUCCAGUGACUCGGCCCGGCCGGAGAAGAAGAGUCUGUCCAUCGGCAGGAAACUCUCUGACUCCACUUGCUCGCUGGGCUCUGAGGUGACUGAAGACAGACCUCCAGGCUCUCACAGGAAGGCUGAUAAUCAUGAAUCAACUGAAGGUGUGGAAACGAGAAACCAGAGUGAGAAAGAGUCUGUGGAGGACCAGAAGGAGGCGGCCGGAAAGACUGCAGCAGAGAAACCGAGGAAUAUUAUCAGAGUGAGUACUGUGAGUCUGUUGAGAAAUCAGACAAGAAAUUUCCUCAAAAACAUAAAAAAGAUGGAGCUUUGAAUUUUUAAGUGUUUAUGUUGGGAAGGAUGUUGAACAAUACAUUCACUAGAGGGCGCCACUUCAUAGUCAAAACUUUCUUUAGAGAAGAAGAAUCAAAAGUUUCCAACAACAACAAAAAAAAAAAAAACAGAAGUUGUUAUUGCAUCUCUUAGGAAGAGGAAAAAUCGACAUCAAAAUAACUUAAAGCUCCUGUAAGGAACUUUUGGUUUGAGUUCAGUUUAGCGCCCUCUGUGGUCAAAGCAGUCUUUUUUUAUAUCAACCUUAACUUGCUGACGUUUACCUAGAAAUUGACUAGGAUGAUGAGUAGAUGGCUGGGCUGUAGCUGUUACUUCAACCUAUUUUUGACCCUUCAACCUUUGUGCGACAGACAACUCUGCACAUGUCCAAAAGCUUCAAAUCUGAAUGAAGUUUGGUGCAUGUAUACCCAAGUAUUCAGAUUUUCAAAUUGGAUCAAGAAAUUUUGCACAUGUAAACACGGCUACUCAGAAGUUAGCGUAUUUUCUUUUACAUAGAAGACUAUAAAGUUGCCCCCUGCUGGUCAUUUUGAGUACUGCAUGUUGAGAGCAUCUCCAAGGCUGUGUCCCCUUCUCUUGUACAGUGUGGGGUAAAGAGUCCUCCACCUCGGAUGUGUUUUUGAUCACAUUUUGACACCAACAACAUGAAGUCAUUUUGAGUUGGUGUGCCAGCGCUGCUGCAGGAACAGUUCUGGCUCCAGAUUCAGGUUACACAACUGGGCUAUUGUGAAACACAGAGGUGUAGUCUCCCAUGAGAGCCUGCCAGUUAUGAUAUAAUAACCUGUGAGAGGCGGUCAUUAUUGGAUUAAAACUCAGCAUACAUACAAAGGUGUUUCCAGUGUGUUUUAGUUUAAAUUACCUGGCUGUUAGAGAUGUUUUCAAGUUUUAUUUUCGACUCUCAGCUUCGCAGAAAAAUUGUUAUCCUGGCAUGAGCUCAAACAGGGUUGAUUUUUACAGGGUUUUUAAACGAGGGAGCGGUCCGUGUACAGUGUGUGCGUCUCUGGUAUGUGUUUUUUAAAGAUUCAAGGAAGACGGUGACGGCUUUCAAACCUGCCCUGACGUAUUCUCUCACCUGCAGCCUCAGGGGGUUUAUGUCAGCACAGGUGAACCCUGUGUGUGUGUGAGAGACAGGUGCAUUCUGCUAGUCACACACAAGUACUGUAACUCAAACAUGUGCAAUCGAAACAUACAGUAUAUGGUUAAAUCUUACUUUACAUGACCGUAAGGCUAUGACUUGAGGCAGAGGUGACACAGGGGAGGAAAAAGGGAAGAAACAAACAAUAUUCAUCAAUAUUCAGUUUCCUCCACCUGAACAGGUGACGCAUCGAUGAAAUCCUUUCCUCCUGCUGGCUGUACUGCAGUAGCUACCUUGGGUCAUAUCACACUUUUAACCCCGUCACACAGACAAGUCCUUUAAGCUCAUGAUUCCAAGUAAUUCUUUUUUAAUACGUACUUUUUCUUUAAAGCUCCUGUGAGGAGUUUUUGAUGUUUAUUGAAGCUUAUUUAUGACAUAUGAAAGAAAACAAGACCAUCACCGAGCAGACUAAUAAUUCUCAUGCUGAUCUGAAACUUGUGUUAGGAGGGUGGGUGAAGAAACAACCCUGUUUUGACAUUUUGUACAUUAAAUAUUCUCAAUACAUGGUUUGUUUGUCGGUCAAAAGUCAGCAGGAUAAGCAAACAUUGCUCUGUCCACGGUGUGCAAAAGUUCCUCACUGGAGUUUGAAGUAGAUUUUCAGGCUGGUAGUUUUACUUGUGGACAGUGUUUUAGUAAUUAGGAAUGUAACUUAGGAAUUUAGAGGAAAUCUACCGAGAUGCACGUCCGAAAAUAGGGUUAGAAAACAGGAUCCUUUUAGCCAGCUUGAUUUAAUCAAUCUUAAUUUAAAUAACGUUGUUUGUCCCCGUAGAGCCGCAGAGCUGCGGUACAAAAAGAGAAGAAAAACAGCAGCAAAGAGGGGAAGUGAGUAAAGUGUGAAAUACAAACAAAAGAGACAGUAGAUGUAGAAGAGUUAAUGCAAUAAGUGCACAGAGGCAGAGACGUUGCAGACAAAAAAUGUAAAAUCCAGAUUUAAAUCACAAAUUUAAAGUUAUGAAAAAUAAGUAUUAGGGCCACAUUAAGAAAGAAAAUUAAAGACUUCAAGAUAAAAGUCUUUAAUUUAAGAGAAUAAAGUCAUUACUAAUAAGAUUAAAGUCGUAAUAAAAUCAUAACUAACAAGAUAAAGUCAGAAUAAAGUCCUUAUAUUAAAACCUGAUGUUUAGGAUGACAGUUGUUGAAAUAAGAGCCAAGGAGCAUUUUGUGAAAAUGUACUUCCAUAUCGGUUUCUCAAACAAGGAGAUACUAUCUUAAUGAUUUUACUACGACUUUAAUCUCAAAGUCUUAAUUUAUUUUUCUUAAUGUGGCCCUAAUACUCUUUUGUAAAAAUGAGCCGUGGGUGAAGGUGGAUGGGGAACGAGGACAAACACACAUCAAAGAGGAAGAAGAUGUCAAAUCAGACGAGAGGAAGACUGCCGAGUUCUCCUGUCAGACUCUGACCCACAUGGGCGAUGUGUUUAUGCAUUUUAGAGGCAGCAAGAUUUUUUGUUUUUAACAUUUUCGAUCCACACAUCACACAUUUUUUUGUUUUUAUUCAUACGAAUAGAAGUUUUGAGUCCGAUAAUCCUAGAAUAACACGUAUAAGUGAUUCAGUUAGCUUCAGACAGGAAUAAGGUCCUGCAGAGCGACAGUUUUUACUUUUUUUCUGUGAGCCUGGACUUUAAAACUUUAUCUUCAGUGAGGAAGUCAAAUCACUUCUUCUAUCUUCACCAAAGUCGCACCCAUCUGAGCUCCUACUCCAAUCCAGACUGUGUGAACUUUGUCACCUCCACAGAGCGAGCGGUGACAGCUGAGUUUCUCUCUGAGAAGUCUGAGUUAGACGCCAGACCCUCAUCCACAAACUCUCUCCAUGUGUGCUGGUGUUUAUGGAGGAGGGGGAGGAACAUGUGGGGGUGGGGGCAGCAGAGAGAGAGAGAGAGGGGGAGAAAAUUGGCCCGGUCAGAGUUGGGAUCCUCAGGGGGAAUGUACGACACAAUAGCAACUUUUUUCUUUCUCCUCUUGUAGCUGCAGCACACUCCCUAUUUUCCCUCCCUCCCUCCUCCCUCUCUUUCCUUCUCUCUCUUUUUUCCUCCUCCCCCUCUGUCUCUCUCCCUCACUCCUCCCCUCUGCUCCUUCACCGCCUCCCUCGCUUCCCCCAUUCCACAUUUCUGACUCUGAGCGGGGAAUGGCUAACACCAUGGUCUCGGUGCGCAGCGCCGAGCUGGGGCCCCUGGGCUGGGACGCUGUCACUAAACGUCAGCUCUUCCUGCAGAAAGUCUCCUCCAAGCUGGGGCCCAACGCCAGGCAGCAGGGGAGUAAGGGGACCACGGGGCCGGCUUCAGCUCCUCCAGGGACAGGAACCGGACCUCCAGGGACCAGGCAGACCCAGGGUGAGGGCUCCACGGUGAGGGAGGGAGGACAGAGCGGCGGGGGAGGAUCUCCAACCAGACGGAGGCCGAAUCAGAAUCAGAGCCAGGGUGAGUGGACACGUUUACUUCAUGAAACUUGAACGUAAACACACACACACACACACACACACACACACACAGACACAGAGACAGGCAUGCAGAGUGGAGUGUGUGUCUGUGUGUGUGUCUGUGUGUGUUCAAGUGUGUGUGUAAGAGAACUGUUCAGUCUCUGCAGCAGACUCAGGAAAUGAGCAGGCUGACACUGCAGAGCUGCCAGUUAAAAUGCCUUCCACAUACCUCUACACCACUUACAUGAACACACACUCAAACACACACACACACACACACACACACUCUCGUACACUCAGUAACACUACAUGCCUGUCUGUCGGCAACUAUCCCUGCGUGUGACAAAGUGUGGAAAUCAUGCAACAGUGUGUGCUUGAGCUUCAAAACAGAGUGUGUCUUUCAGUUUGUGAGUGUGUGUCUAAUUCUGUGUGUGUAUGUGUGUGUGUGUGUGUGUGUGUGUGUGUGUGUGUGUGUCCUCGUCUUCGCUGCAGUGUUGCAUAAGAGCAGAGUUAGUUUCUCUCUGUAUUCAGUCUCAGUCCACAUCCACAGGACAUUUAAACUCCUGCUGGACUCUCAGACUCUGUGUGUGUUUGUUUGUGUUUGUUCGUGUGUGUGUGUGUGUGUGUGUGUGUGUGUGUGUGUGUGUGUUUGUUCAUUAGUGUGUUUGCAGAGUAAUUACACCCCCCGCACCUUUCGUGUUUGUCUUCAGAGGAAGUUUGAGGACACUUGAGUAACAGUUCCCUCCUGAACCACAUGAAAACAGUUCGGUUUGCGGUGGAUUUCCUGUUUCAAAACAACCUGGAGUGUAAAAACGACAGAGUCGGAGCUGUCAGUCAGUAUCGAACCGAGCGCUAACACACUCGUCUUUCACAUCAUCAUGAUCUGAUUUCUUUGGGUUGUCAGUACAUCAUGUUUCAUGGGGUUUAAACUUCAGGGAACUCCUCGAAACAUGCCCUCAGAGAUUGUUAUUGAAGGGAUAUCAAAUAGCUAAAUCGUUAGACUUAAGUCGCCUUUAGAUAACGUCUAAAAUACACACUUUUUAAGAUGCUCCAGUUACAGAAUUACCAAUGAGCCUCCGUUGUCCGACUGCAGAUUGAAGUAUCAACAUCUCUGUAAACUCUCCUCAGAGACUAAUCACCUCAGAGCGUCCUUAGUUUUAAUUCUUUUAAUGUAAAUUUAAUCACAGACAAACUGACUUGUGUAAAAGUAAAGAAAACACCUGAAAAACAGUCAGAACUGAGCACACUGGAAAACCGUCUACAGCAAAAUAAUGUCCAGUUGGUUUUGCUGAGUGUCGCUACCAGCAGUAGAGCUAGCACCACCAUCCUCCAGUCCUGCUUACAGGUUAAUGUUCACACCUCUGUGUUGGUCACACAACACGUUUGUACGGCUGUGAAGUCCCAGUCGACCAGUCGACUUAUUGGUCGAUUCAUUGGUCGUGUUUAUUUACAGUCUAUAGUUAAUUUCAUCAGGAGGAACGUGCCAAGUGCUAAUGCGGGUGUUUUCAGAGCACCCCCGUUUUACAGGUAACAGCCUGUUUUAGAACACCCCCCUUAUUUGGAUUCGCCCAACACGCAGAUUGAAGAGUGUCCAUGUUAAUCAAUGUCCGGUAGUUUGCUUAACAUAAUAUUUGUGUUUAAUUGCCUUUUUGUGCUGAUGUCAGUAGAUUUUCACCCCACCGAGCCGAGUUGUGUCGUCCCCCGCCACAGAAGGGUUUGUCGUCAGAGUCGGCAAACUAAGGAUAUAAAAUUUAGAGGAUAUAAAAUGUUGAAAAAUGCCUUUAGAUUAGACACUUUUAAAGGGAAAAAAAACCUCACAUUUCAGAUGAAGACAAAAGUUACAAGCUGUUUCUCUUAAAAUAAAGAUUAAAAAGCCAAAAUAAUAAGAUUAAAAGAAACAAAAGAAAAACAGCAUAGUGGAAUUAAUGCAGUAAACUUAAUGAAAAAUUUAUAUACAAAUAAAUAUAUACACACAGACUUUUGGUGGUGCAGUGUUAAGACAAGAGGACCCCUCCCCCCCAGUACUGAUACAUUUGAUGAAUAUCUUGAUUUUGUUUAUGAAGCAAAGUUUGCUGAAAAGGUGACUUUCUGGUCAUUGAACUUACUUGUAUAUAUUUUCAUGGCUCUUACAGUUCCAUGACUGUAAUUAAAAUGUUUUUCAGAUCAUACUCAACUUUUUAAAAUGCUUCAAGAAAUCAGAUCACCCGUGUUUUACAUGAUUUCUCACCUGUACCUCUCAGUCUCUGUUUUGAUCAGAUGAUCUCAGGUGUGUGUUUGUUUCCCGUUUUUCCAUUUUCAUACGUGUUUGCUCUGAAAGUGUUUUGUGUCGACUGUUGAAGAGGGGCAGCGUGCCGCCAUCCUCACAUUGUGUGUGUUAGUAAAUAUGGAGUCUAACGCUGGUGACAAAACCCUCAACUUAAACAUGGUGUCUCCUGUCUGGUGUCCUGUGGUCUGUAAUUCCACUCCUGUACGUAUAGGAGGGUGUGUGUGUGUGUGUGUGCGUGUCUGUGUGUGUGUAACUUGAGCGUUGUUUUUCUGAAUGACUGAACUGUACAGUGUCAUUUACAUGUUGGAAAAGGCUUCUAAGCAUAUUGUGUCUGUGUGGUUGAAACGUGUGUGCGUGUGUGUGUGUGUGUGUGUGUGUGUGUGUGUGUGAAUGUGUGUGUGUGUGUGUGUUAAACCAGAUCCCUCCUCUGAUAAAGGUCACAUUCUGCUGGACAAAGUCUUGUCUGUCCUCUCUGCUGAUCUGCAGGAACAAACGGACGUCUCUUGACCUCCCGCUAUCAAAGACUCCUUUGAGUGUGUGUGUGUGUGUGUGUGUGUGUGUGUGUGUGUGUGUGUGUGUGUGUGUGUGUGUGUGUGUGUGUGUGUGUGUGUGUGUGUGUGACAUUCAGCGUGUUGAAUCAGUCUUGAUUACAUCCUCACAGAUCUUUCCCAGGUCUAGCUCGCUGAUCCUCAUACUCAGUGUUUCCCUUCUCCGUUUUUCUCUGACGUUGAAUUUUUCUGCAAACAGCUGAAAUCAGUCUGUCGGGUCACCUGAGUUCACCUCACUCUGACCGGUCCAGGUUAUUAUUGACGGGUCGGUUUGGAGUCAGCACAGAAACUCUGAGUAACUGGUUCAAUAUUCCUUUAUCGGUUAACUGCUAAGCGUGCGUCUGGGAUAGAUGACUCCAGUAUAGAGACAACCUAAAAAGCAGAAUCUAUCACUGCAGUACGAUGUCAUCCUGAAAAAUCAUUGGCUGGUUUUUAGGUCAUCCAGCAACUUCUCAAAAGAGGUCUGCUUAGUAUCUUGAGAACAAGACGAACACAAAAGGGUAGAAUUAGUGGCUGUUAAGAUGAUUUUAGUAACUUCUAAGUGGUUUUAUUUAUGCAGCUAAAACAACAGUCUUCCAUGGAAAGCCAUUUUUAACAUCCUCCCAAGCUUAAAACUUUAGCCUGCUUAUUUUCUUUAAAAUGCCCAAGAGAUGACUGUUGGGUCUGCUAUAAAUACAUGCCCUGAGUACUUCUUAUUUGCUGUUAUUCAGUGGCAUUAAAAAAAUAAAUCUUAACUUUAUUGUAGCCCUAAACCUGAAAGUUGUACCCCAACAAAACUUAGCGCCCUGUACAGACUUUUGUUGUUGACAAAAGGGAAAUCAAAUUUUUUUAUGCUUAGGGUUUAGAAAUGACAGAUCAGCACAUAGAUUAGCAUUUUAGACAUCUCUGCGCAUGUCUGAAUAAAGCAUGUAAACACACGUCAUGAUCGGAUUAUUCGAUUUUUAUUGAAAACAGCUGAUUCAGAUUUUCCGAUCCCUCGAAUUUUUAAUCGGAUCAAGAAAUUUUCCAGAUGUAAACAUGGCUGCUGAGGUUUAUUUGAUUUAAAAGAAAAGAGGUGCUGCAGAAGCCCCUGGGAGUGCGUGCCUUCUUCUUUCUGAAUGAUCAGUCUUUAAACACCUCUUAUAUUUAUAUUUAUUUCACGGUUUGUUUUCAACUUUGAGAUUUCUCUGUCAGAGUUGCAACAUCUCUAAUCUCCAACCAAAUUAAAGCCAAAGAUUUAAACAACAAGAGCAUAAAUCUAUUACUCUUGUUUCAAAUGUGCAAACUCUGCAGAAUUUCAUUUACAGAUUGUUGGUCUCAGACUAGUCGGGUGUUUAGGGCACGAAGAGAGUCGUCCUCUAAAAGUCUUGUGAUUUAUUAGCAUUUAAAUAUCCGAGGCAAUAAUCCCAAAGCUCUCCGGGUUGUUUGUGAGGUGAAUGCAGCAUCUCAGGUCACAUUUCUCUUCUUAGUUUAUCAAAGUGUCCUCAGUCUGGUGGGGUUGUGAAAUAAAGAGGCAGGAUUUCCAUCCUGUUAGUGCUUUCAUGUGAUUGAAGACUCAGAUCUCUGACUCAGCUGAUGGGAAGCGUUAACCAGAUUUACCUCUGCAGAGUGAGAGCUGAAAGAAAACCACACUGUAGGUGUUGUUGAGAAAGAGGAGAAGUGAAUUUGUCCCGCUGCUGCUGCUGCUUGUUUGGACUCAGAUGUCGGUUCAGAAUCAGGUUAGAGUCCAGGAUUACGGAGGAGCUGCAGUCAUUUAAAGGGAGAGCAGUGUGUGUUUUUGUGUAUCAGCAGCAGCAGGCACGAGGCAGUCGGCUCUUACCUAACGUUGUACGAAAGGUAAGCGACUCCAGCUGCUGGCUCCUCAUCAGAACUGAGAGCAAGCGGAGCCAGAUGUUUCCUGCUGGCUUCAGUCGCUGUACAAGUUUUACUGCCGCUCUGCCUCUGCCAGCAAGGACUGUGAGCCCCGAGUGUGUGCGUGUGUGUGUGUGUGUGUGUGUGUGUUAAUGUGAGGUAAUGUAAUUGCGGCGAACACAUGAAAACUUUUUUCCUCUCUUUACAACAAGCGCUCUUUUCUUCACAGCUCUUUGUGCUCUCCGUCUCCUCCCCCUCUUCGCUCGGCAGAACUCGUGUUUGCAGAAAGUCGAGUGAAAGUCUGAAACUUUAAUGACGUCUGGCGAUAAGCGAGGUUUUUGGAAAGAAAAUAACACAUGAAUUAAAGAGAAAAUUGUCGAUUAGUAUCAGGGUCAUUCUCGUGUUUUCAAACCUGUGUUGUAUUUUCAUGUUUUGUAAUUAAAGUCUCUUUUUUUUACCUCUGAUGGGCUCAGCUUGGUAUUUAAAGUGUCUGCAACAAAACCGAAAGAAAAAAGCAGCAGAUUUCCUCGACAAGGAGAUCUUUUUUUCAUGUUGUCAUCCUCUCUUUAGUGUUUCCUGACACUCAAAUUAAAUCUGAGCCCGUCUUCAUUUUGCACAUUUGCUCCGGGGGGAAUACCUCGUACUGUGACAGCCUGUUUUAUGGCUGAAGCUGUCUGCUGAACAAUUUAAAAACUUUUUGUUCGUUUUUGUCAUUUAGACUCAAAAAUACCUAGACCAACUUACAGAUUCUCGUUUGUUAUUUACUGCCUGCACCUGUAUAUUCAUGUGGAGGUGUCUGGUCCACAUUCAGUCCAUUUAUCAAGCUUUGUCCUCAAUGUGUCACUUUGUUUGCCGUCUAGUUUCUGUGGAUCAUCAUAAAACUUUAAGGAUUUCCUAGAAAACUCCCAAACACGACAGGUAAAGCCAAAGAUUAUGACUUCAUUAGUAAUUAUUCAGUACAAUUAACACCUCUCUGACAAAUUUUUAAAACAGAGACAUUAACCAUCGUUUGUACUUUUCAUUUAGACACAAACGGAGAAUUCGCCCCUGAAAACGAUGCUUUUUAAAAACUCCGACCAGAGUGGAGAUUUUGGAAAACUCUGUUUGCAUGUUUGCAUGUAAACAGAGAAAAACUGAGAUUUGGGAAGCCAACGUUAGAUUAUGUGCCGGAAAGAAGUUAGUGACGUUGUUGUUGUUGUAGCUACUGUGCAGGAUUCUGAUUGGCUAAUGAGGGCUAGAGCCAAUCAUGUUUUCAUUUUUUUAACAAAAUAGGAAACCAAAUGUUUGCUUAUACAUUGUUAAAUAAGCAGUUCUGACCAACAGCAUCAUGAGGUUAAGUCUCAAAGUCUUCACCUUUAAGUAAAGCCUCCAGCAGUUAAGUGUUUUUAAGAUUCCUCUAAAAGUUGUAGUCCUUCUGCUCAUGCUGUUUUACUCUCACAUUAUUCUGAUAGUUGGUGGUUGAAAUCUUUAUCUCUGUUUUAUAAGACAAAUUGCUGCUCUUCUAAACUUUGGAUGCAGUGUUUCCCUCUUUUCUUCCUGUCUUUAUCUGAGAGGCUCAAAAGGAAAAUACACACAACCUUUUCAGAGGGAGGCGUUUUUCUGAUGUAUUUCUCUGAAUUGCUGAUCUCAGCGAAAACUUUGACUACUGAGGGAUGAAAGGUGAAGAACUGCAGGUCUGCUCCAAACACAUGACAAAGUGCUCGUAUGUCUCCACAUGUUACGUCACAUUACAUAACAUCAGGCUCUCAGUGUCCACUCUGUAUGCAUUAAAUAUUCAUAACUUUACGUAAACAAACCACCGACCUAUCAGCUUUCAGUCUGCAUCAGACUGGAGACGUAACCAGUCCUGUAUAAGAUGGCACACUGUUAACCAGGGUUUUUAAAAUUGUAAUUAAUUCUGAUGCUAUCGCUUUAUUACAGCAACAUUUGGCUUUCAUGCUUACCCAAUCAGAGGACUUCUUGAUCGCUCAUGUUCAUGCACUUGUUGGUGCUGUUAAACUGCAGAUUUCCAUGUUAACAUGCCUGUAAUGUCACCUGAAAUGUCGCUUAUGGAGUCAAAUUGAUCUUCAUUCAGGCAAGUGAUUUUGAAUGUCCUAUUUUAGUGAGCGUAUGUGUUUCAGAACCUCAUAAAGGUUAAAUUUAGGGUUAAGUUGGCCCAACUGUUUAUGAUCCCUGCCAAUGUCACCGCUUUGACAUAACUUUUGUAUCACUCCCAGAACCAUCAAUUCGAGACUUUUAUCUCUCCAAGGCCAGAGAAAAAACACUUAAUGUCUGUGCAUUUUAAAUUUCUCAACAAAACCUGGAUCAUACCUCAAACAAACAAACUCCCUUUGACAGACUGUGUGCACGGCUGUGGGCCCCCACUGAGCAGCUGGAGAUCAGGCUGCAGGUCAGAUUAUGUUUACAAACUUGAAGCAUGUGUGCUGGUGUUUACUACGUUAGAAGAUCGGGUUUCAAAGUUUAAAAAAAUGAUACCUAAAUGAUUUCAGAGGAAAACAAAAUGUGUUGCAACCGUCCCCAGUCUCCCCUACUCAUGACAGUUCAGGCCUUUGAGAGCGAGAAGAGAGUCAGGACAAAAUGUGCAAAGAAGGCUCUGGAUCAAAAACAGUAUUUCACACAUUAUCUGAAUUCAAAGAGGUUUCUUUAUUCUGUGUUUUUUUUGUCUUUAUUUCACACACUUGACCUGACGCCCACACACACACACACACACACACACAAUGGCGCACACACUCUUCAGCUCCACUUGUGUGAAGAGGACAGCAUCACGGCUCUCAGGGAUUCAUCCUCCUUCAGUUUCAGGGAAGAAUGUGUGAUUCAGUCCCCAAAAAUGACGAGAGUCAUACUUCACAUUUCCAUAAUUACAGCAGAGUGGACUUCUGUGGGACACGGACUCGCUGUACACCCUCUGUGUUUUAGUAAAUCAUCGUCCUUUUCUCUCUCAGGUCUCCCCAAACCUCGCACAGCAGCAGAGCGAGCAGCCGCAUCUGCCUCCCAGGGUCCCGCAACAUCCAGCUCCAAACCGACAGCCAAUCAGCAGCCAGCAUCGGGGUCGGGUGGGCGACCCGCUGUACCCGCUGCUGCCGCCGGGUCGAAACUUCCCGUCAAAGGGUUACCCACAAGCCUCAGCUCCUCGUCACUGGGAAGCAACGAGAACAAUGGAGCAACGAGAGGUGAGGCAGUGGGAAGUGUGUGUCUGCACACAGUACACACACGCGCACACACACACACACACACACACACACACACUUUCUCAAACACACACUGAGUAUCAUCAGAGGAGGUUUUUCUUUGGUGUGGUUUCCCUUUUGCUGCUGACUUAACUUCCUUCUCUUUCCACAGUCGGUUUGUGUGUUUCUCAAAAGCACACACACGUACACACACACAUUUGCGCACACACACACUUCCUAAAGCAACAUGAACAUCCCGCUGAGAGCCCAAAAAUUCAUAAAACUGUUGUAAAAACAGUCUGCUGGAGAAUAUUUACUGUCAGAUCCUCUCUGCUCACCCUGAGAGGAGUGUGUGUGUGUGUUGUGAUUGUGUGAAAGAGUGUGUCUGUGUGUGUGUCUGUGUGUGCAUGAAUGAGCCCACUUCUGCCCACUUCCUGUGCAAAAGUUGAGGAGCACAUCUGGCCAAGAUCCAGAGUACAAGAUGAUGUGUCUUGUAGAAAAGGUCCUUUCAGAGUGAUGACGAUCGGUCAGGGUUUAUCUGAGACGUCAAUAAUGUAACAUCGCCGAACAUCGAAGAAUGAUAAUCGUCACUUUUACGAAGCUGAUCCUUGUAUUUGGGUCAAAGUGGGAGCUUUAAUUUCUGCUUGUUUCCGCAUUUUCCCAUGUUUAUCUGGAAACUUGGAGCAUGAACUUGUUCAAGCUCUUUUCAUGUAAACUUGAACAAGACUGACCCUAAUGUCCAGGAGGGUCGAACAGCGGGCGCUCGGUCGUGUUUAUUUCUUUACACGUUUCCACUAGACCAGCAAAAUCCACUAAAGAGGGCGUUUAUGAUCUUUUCUUUACUACAGAGGCGACCAAAAGAGCACUUUCUCUACAUUUUUGCAGAAUAACCUGAGAGCAUGAAAAUCCACAAACUUUCCUUUAUGUACUGCAGCCUUGUUGAUAAUAUGGGGAGUCAUGUAAGUGAGUAACCCAAAGCAAAGGGUUCAACGAAUGAUUAAAGCAACACUAAUAGGAGAAGAAUCUAAGCUCGUCUUCCAGCAUAUUUUAGUAUCCAACACUUAAUUUUUGUAUCCUGAUGAACAUUUCUGCAACAUUUUCUGGUUGAAAUUUAAUCCUGUAACAGAAAAACACUGAGUAAAGUUCUCACUGUAGUAAGAUUUGGCUUUGAUUUGUUGUUUUCCUCGUGGUGCUUUUUAAAGCUGGGUGGUCUAUUGUUAAUUAAAUGCUAGAGACUUUACUAAGUAUUAAACUUGAUUCAUGAACCUUACUGUCAACCAAACAUUGAUUUAUAACAAGGUUGGAUUACCAAAAUGAUAUCUUGUUGCACCCAGAGGGCAGGUUUUUACAUUUUCUUAACAGGAAGACACUCAGGAGGGCAGAUUUUCACUUUUUAUGAACUGGAGAGCCGUUUAAAAAACAUCCAGCCAAACUCAGCAGGCGGUCACGAUGUAGAACCUCUUCAAACUUCCUCUUUUCCAUCUGUAUAAAACUUGAUCUGAAUUUUAACUUCUCCUCUGUUUCCUUUUUUUUUUUUCCUUUUCCUCCAGGAGCUCCAACAGGGACCAAGCCAGAGGAUCGGCCCAGCAGGAGCACUCUUCCUGUGGGUAACCAGAGCGCCGCAAAGCCCCUCGUUUCCACCAGCGCCGGUACUGCAGGGGACGCAGCUCCCAGUGCAAACGGUGGAGUCACCGCAGCUCCGAAACCUCCUAUCAUGAGGACCAGAGCUCUGUCUCUGCAGGCCAGGAACCCUGCUACAGGUGGGACACGAAUAUCCUUAUGUAGCCCAUGUAUUUUCUUGUUUAAGUGAUAAUUUACAGCUCUUUAUUUUCUCAUCCAGGAGUCACAUGACCUGUUUAGAUGGUUGGUUUUUGAACACGCAUGUUGGACACUCUGUUUGAAUGCCCUGAACGCCCUCUGCGUCCUCUCCCCAGGUCUGAAAGCCCCGUCAGUCACCAACCACAUUACAGCAAAGACAGCCGCCGCCAAUCAAACCGCGGCAAAGACGCCUCCCGCAGCCGGUCAGGGGCUCGCCAAGCAAGCGUCCCAGAAUCCCCUGCAAAGAAGUGGCUCAGCGAGGCUCAGUCGGAUGAACAGCACAGGUAAAUAAACGGGUGAAUGUCACCUGUGCGUGUUUGUGAGGAGAGGUGUUUGUGUGCAGGUGUGGCGGCGUUCUCCAAACCGCAGUAAUCCCAGGAGUUUUGGCAGCGGCUUCGAUGGCAAACAUCCAGAGUUAUUACAGCGAGUGUGUUUGAUUUGUGAGCUUUGAAGUGUGUGGGAACGUCUUAAAUCUCAGCUCCUCGUGUUUUUGUUUUUAUGAAGCAUUUUUGGGGAACAAUACUCUGUGGAAAAUGAAGAACUGAAAGCAUCAAACCCUGCGCAGUUUUAUGAUACGCGAGCAUUAAAAUGAUGCGACUCUUAUGAAAGUAUUUGUGGUUCCUCAGGUUGAAAUAUUUUGAGCAGGUGAAGGAUAGUUUCGACAGUUUUGAUCGCAGGAAUUUUCUCGAUCUGUUAUGCAAUAACCAAACCACAAAUCCGCCGGUUAGAGUUUGAUUGAUGUGGCGACGCCUGUGAGCCUGUUCAAACUGGCAAGACGCUGUCCUGAUCUCACUCUUAAACAUUCCUCAUCCUCACAACCACCUGACAAACAUGUCCUCCUCCCUGCCCUGUUAAAGCCUGUAGCAGGGAGAGCAGGAGGAAAGAUGCUGAAAAUCCUUGACGCCCAUGGAGUUGAUCUGAGGCCAACUGUGUAGCUUAGAGUCAAAAACUGAACAAACGUUUUGGAUUAUUGUUUUAAAGACGGGCUGUUUUUGGAAUUGCAGUUUAUUACCCAAGUUAAUUGGUAAAUCACAACUUGCAUUUUCAGACGCAUGUACACGAUCCCAUUUGUGUGACAUUUGAAACUGUAAUCGAGUCUGUUUUAUUCAUGCAAAGCUAUUUUACAGUUCCUACAGGGUUCCUACUCGAGUAUGGAAAAGUAAGGAAAUAAAUUUGAUCAAAUUCCAGGUCUUAAAAAGUAUGGAAAAUGAAAAGUAAAGUGGGAAAAUAUUUAUGUUUCCAGACUAUUACUACAUUUCUAAAAUACUGUUAUAAAAUAAAAAAGUAUUUCCUAAAGUAAUUCUAAAAAGUAGGGUAUGGAAAAGUGUGGAAAUUCCAACUGUAUAGGAACCCUGAAACCAAAGCAAUCAGUAUUCAAUGAGGGACAAUUGAUGGAAUGAAACAGACUUUAUAAUCUUGACUCUUAGUUUGAUCAUUUUGAUCAACGCUGCACUGUUACUCCUGUGUGGUUUGAAACCAUGAUUCAUAGAUUUAUGGUGCACCUGUAUGCUGAACUCAAAAGCAGUAGCUCAAAGUCAAAGUACUUCUGUGAUUUUUUAAGUUUUUUCGACACCAAGUGUAUCCUACUCUGGAGAAUAUCAGUAAUUCCUCUGCUAGACUUUCAAACAAGACCAGGUGUCACCUGCUGUCUCGUGUGUGUUAUCUUCAGUGCAUCCUAGUGUUUGUGUUGUGUAAAAAUGUAAUUAUGGAUAUUAUAUCAUUCCAUUAUGCAGACAGUUGAGCAUUUAUUGCGCAGCAGCCGCACACUCACACGCCCUCAAACACACAUAUUUAAACUCACCGACUGAAGCUCUUACCCUGCGAGCUUCAGCAAACAUAAUUAUCAUCCCUCUGCAGCCUCUCUGUAAUUAUUCCACUGCUCAUUAGACACACACACACACACACACACACACACACACACACACACACACACACACACACACACACACACACACACAUAUAGAGGAUGUUCUUUGAAUUUCAGAGUGUUUUCGAGUGUUUUCGUUUAAAAUCCUGUAGAGGAUUCAAACACUUAAGUUACAAUUAUAAACACUUGUUUUUUUUAACUGGUUGAAUUAUUACAACCUUAACUUUUUACUGGAGCUGUUGGAAAUUAAGCCAAUCAAUGCACCAUGGAUGUGAUUAUAUAGUCAGGUGAAAGUGUCUCAAUGCUAUUGUGGACAUGAAACCAGGCUGUGUACAGGAGUUUUUCCCUCCUGUGUUGUGAUUCUGGUUUGGGCCCCCGGGUGCCUUUCUGCCUCCCCUCAGCGACAAAACCAUAAAGGAGUUCGUAUGGGGAACCACCACACACAGACAUACUGUCACCACCACACAGACACACACAUGUGCCACACACGAGACGUCUCGCACAUGCAUUUGAUUCAUGCAACUCUCUCUGUCAUUCGCACACCGCAGCAGCCCUCAGGCGACAGCGGUUAGCAGUGAGGGCUUUUAACACUCACUGUGGCUUUCUUUAACUCUGUCUCUAUUUAACAUCCACUUUAAUACACACAGACACACACAGGACUCUAGUUUGAUUACCCGUGCAUAGUCAUGUAAACUCAAACUCACUAUUUAUGUGCUAUAGAUUCAAUUUAACUCGAGUUUAAAGCCCAUAUUUCAGUCUGAUUUUAGGACAUAGCUUUAUUGACUGCUGUGUUAUUUUAUGAUUUUGACAGUUAAAGCCUAUUUUUACAUGAACUUUACUUUGCUCUGUGCAAAACAUGCAGUCAAAAUAAAUCAGGAGGAGCCACUCCAGCUCAAGACCAAGCCAACUCUUGAAGUCUUUGUUUGCCAAUACCUUGUAAAACAACACACACGUCUUUGGUUCAAGAUGGUAUGAUCCAACACAUUAAUUUUAAAUGUAUUAAUAUGAUGGUGCACUGAGAGAGAGUGCAACAGUAUGUGCACUUGACGCCUUUCUCUAUAACACAUGAUAAGUAUGUUUCAUAGUUUAUAAUCAUGUUACAGCACUGUUUAACUAUGGUUAUAAACACUCAUAAAUAAUCAUAAUGCUUUAUAGCAAUAAUCAUAACACAUUAUGAAGCAUUUUAUCAUGACUUUUACAAGGUCAGGUAUUAUAAUGUGUCAUGAUAAUUGUUAUAAAGCUUUAUGUUAAUUGAGUUCUCUGUUUUCUUUAUUGCAUGUUCAAAAUAAAUCAUUCAUUCAUUCAUUCAUUCAUAAAUCCUGACUUUUUUGGUGCUUAAUUGUAGGGAUGCACCGAUCCGCUUUUUAUACCUCCAAUACAGAUAUCUACAGUUUAGUAUCGGCCAAUACUGAUCCAAUGCCGAUCCAGAAAAGCUGUGCUGAAUUACCUUUUCUUGUAACCUGAAGUUUGACCGGCGCCCCCAAGUGGCCGUCGAGCUUGUAGGCAGAGGUAUUGUGAUAAAGUUUUAAGAUAGCAGACCCCUUUGCUCACUCUAUUUAAAAAUAAUGUGGUCAUCCGUUCAGCGAGUUUACUUGUGGAUGCCACUCACGGCGCAUAACAUAGAGUUAGACUGAAUAGAUCGGCCCUUAUGCAAUGAGCCCAUUGUCACGAUACCCUAUCUAGAAUUUUCUUCAGUAUCAGGACUGAUACCGAUAUCAAAUAUCGGAUCGGUGCAUCCCUACUUAAUUGGCCAUGUGACAUCUGAAGAAAUCAAAGUUGUGAGACAGAAGAGCUCAUGAAACUGUCGUGGUGAGCCGAGCUGAAACAACACAUCAGCACCACUUAUCAUCAGUAUCAUAACGAUUUUAUUACGACUUUAUUCUCGUUAGUAAUGUCCUAAUACUCCGUUGUAAUUCUUUAAUAAUCUAAUUUACUUCAGUAUAAAGUGAAUCCCCUUUAUACUAUGGCUUUAUUUUGAAUGAGGGAGCACACUGAUGUCAAAUUAUGUGGACUUGCUUGAAUACUGAAUGUAUGUGUGUGUUUAUGCGAGGGUGAGACUCCGCCCACCUUCCCAGUAUUUCCUCUUCAUCACAUCAUACCUUGACAUGAAUCAUCCCUGACUCUCUCUCUCUCCUUGUCUUGGAGAAAACGGGCGAGCGAGAAAGCAGAGGACAUGAUGAUGGAGAGAGGCUGAGCGAGGGAAGGAAAGAAGGGGAGGGGGUGAGGGGGAUUAUUCAGAUCCCACCCCAUCUCCUCCUCCCCCACCUCCUCUUCUUCCCCCUGCAGCAUCCCUCCCUCCUGCAUGAGUGUGUGUGUGUGUGUGUGUGUAUGCAGGGUGCACACGGCUUCACAAACAGCAGCGACACACAGGCAGAGUGUAAAUGCUCGUCUUUGUGGGUUUGUGUGACGCUACACACACACACACACACACACACACACCUCUGAGAGGGAGGGCUGAUCAGCAGCAGCAGCGACGAGGAUUUUCUCUCCUCCCUCCCUCCGUUCCUCGCGGUGCGACCUCUCUCUCAUUUCCCUCCAUCUUCAUCGUUGGAUGAUUCACAACCACCUGGACAACGGUGGAGCACGCAGCUUUUUUGGCGCCAUUUUCUCUCCUCCAUCUAUUGGCUGUGCAGCAGAAACCAGCUCGCUUUCAGUUUUUUGUUUUGCACUCUCGGUGAAAGGCGGCAAACAGAUUCACGGACUCCCCUUCCUUUUUGUUGUUGUUUUUUUCCCCACUGUUGAGCAAACACUGGAUUAAUUCAGGAUUUAAAACCUCCUGCUUUUCUCUCUUUUUAGAUGAUUUCUUUGUGGAUGAUUGAGGCAGAAAUUCCGACAACCUUUAAGUUAUUUUUCUCGGGAAUGUUUUUGACUUGUUUUUGUAUUUAAGAAAGGAGGAACAGUUUUAUCUCUUAGAGAGAUUUGAAGCAAGGAUUGUGUUUCAUUUUUGUACAAUAACCCUGUGAGAGUGUGAGAUUGGCACCGCUGAGAGUUUUGACCAAGAGAAGUGAAACUGGGUCAGCGUGUCCUGCCGCCCAAGAGGAGCAGAAUAAGAGCUGAAAUUAGAGUUUGACUCGAACCAAAGUUAAGUUUUCAAGCUUUGGAUUACCGACUGAGACGAUGUUAUGGUCUCCCAGACUUUCGCUGUCCAACUUCCAUGUGAAGCUGACGGCAAAAGGACUUUUCCGAAAUCUGCAGCUGCUGUCGGGAUGCAGGAAGAACACAAUGGUGUUCCACGCAGGUCUGGAUGUUUCCCAAAAACUCUGUGUCCCCCCUCCCCGAUCAUCACCUUCUCCUCACAUUUGUCUUUAAACUUUUUCAUUUGAAGUUUUAGUUCGUGUUUACACCAACCAUCACCUCUGAUCAUCCACCAUCAUCAUCCUCUUUCAUUUUGAAGUAAAAUCGUCCCCGCAGGCCUGACGCUGAUCCGCCACCGUCCCUCGUCCUCCAUAGAAACACGUGGCAGGGUGGGGUUAAACCACACCCAAACACAGGAGAGACCUUAUUCUGUUAGAAACCUCUCUAAUAGAUCAGUAAAUUUGUCAUGAUUACGUCCUAUUUUAUGUCUUAUAAAUUAUCUAAGGUGGCAUCACAAGUUGAGUUUUAGCACAAGAUCAUCCAGGCUUUACCUCGUGUCUCGAUCUGCCUCUACAGAAUUUAAAAAUCUUAAUUUUUUUUGUUAUUUUUAGCACAAAAAAAUCAAAUCUGUGUCACUUUUCUUCUUUCUAAAAUCUUAAACUUGCUCUGAUGGGUGUGGUCCCCUUUUUGAAUCAAGUGUGUCAAUCAGAUUUUUGACCCCAUCCUUCGUAAAGGGAUGCCAAGACUGACUCCAGAUCAGCCUCAAAGGCCUCUUCACUUUCUCACACCUCCUCCUCCUCCUCCUCCUCCUCCUCCUCCUCCUCCUCCUCCUCCUGUUUCCCUGCUCGGCUCUGGCAGCCAUUGUUGCCUCCGUCUCUUUCUCCACUGUGGGGGCUUUCAGUAUUGUGCAAACCGCAGCCACUGUGCACAUACCAGUUUACAAUAGAGUUGUUUUAAUGUGUGUACACGAGUCUGUGUGUGUGUGUGUGUUUGCAUUUGUGCCGGGCUUUCUGCACGAGUGCUUGAGCGGUGGCGUGAUGAAUCGCCGAGGCUGCAGGCUCCCUCGCAGCCCUGAUACCCACGCCUUAAGGGGGGCAACGAUCACGUGACUCACUCACACACAGAAACACAGACCAGAAAUAGCCGAGGACGCAUCUGGCUUUUAUUUAUCCAACCAUUGAAGGGCUGUGUGUAAAAAGCUUCUGAGGAACACGGCAGACCUCUGCGUUAAUGGAUUUGAUUUCUUUAGACUCAAAGAGCUGCUUCAGACAUCCACAGGGCUCCUCUGAAUGUUUGCUGUUUACGCUGCGAGGCGUUUUAUUGUGAAAGGGAAAAACAGUGAAACAGAUGAUGUCAUUGGGGUCAGUCUGCCAAACCAACAACACACUCUGUGUGUACUUAAUUCUGACACUUCUGCUCACGCUCCGCCAUGUAGCUCGUCGUGUACAUUGUGUACUUUCUCAUGUGGAGCGUGAAUCCUGACGGGAAAGUGUUUUCUCAAAUCUGAAGUCUCUACUGCACAUGAGCUCCUGAGAUUUUCUAGAUCAAUUCAGGACAUCAGCUGUGAUAUUUUCAGAGGCUUUCUGUUACACAUGCACUGCGCAGCGAGGGGUUUUCUGUGUCAGAUGUGCUCGGUUUAGCUGAGGAUAGAGUGCGCAGGAGGAGAAAUCAUCCAGAACGGCGGCUGUCUUUGAGUUAAAGGCCACAUAAGGUUUGCGUUUACACAUGCACCAUUUUUUUAUUUCUACUUUUUAUCUUUUUAAGUCAGAUCUUUUUUAGCAAACCAUCCAGGUACCUGCAGUAGAGAAGCAGCAUUCUUCUAUUCCAGACUGUAGAUAUAUUUGCUGUUAACUGGGUAAAUCUACAAAUCCAUGAUGGCUGCCACACAUCACCAGCGUUGGUUUGGUGCAUCAACUGUGCGCAAUCUCAAAAAAAUGAGGUGCAGUGUGCACAGGGGAUCAUGGGAGAGCCAACAAGGCAGAGAGUUUUACAGACAAGCUGAUGGACCGAGUCUGCAAUGAUCAUCCAUAUCUAUAUUUAUAGCUCUAUUAGUCAAUGUGAAAACCUGCAGAACUCAAUGAACACAAGUCUAGAUCUUUUGUGUCCAAACUUGGAGGUACGUGUUGCGAAAACUGAACUAGGGAGUACUAGUAGCUGGCUGUACUUUGUAGUCAAGUUUAUUUAUGUGCAUCAUGACUCUGUAAGAAGGAGGGAAGAUUUUAAACAUGAGUGUAAGCGGGAUUUCACACCUACUUUGUUUGGUCUGGACUUUCUGACUUUUCUGUUUGGUCUGAACUAAACUGAUGGGUGUGAAACCUCCCCGGGACCUUACCUUAGUCCGGACCAAAAAGCCAGACCUUGGUCUGACCAAAAAAAGGUGGUUUUGUUCCGGACCAAACCGAACCACGGUCUGAUUCAUGUCCGGUGUGAAAGCAUUAUUUUGAAAGGUUCGUACCAAAGAUAGGAAAUGAUACAAGGAGUAGAAGUACCUGUUAUUAUGUUGAAUGAAGAAGGUCCAAUGACAGGAAAUUUUAUAUUGUAGAUAAAGUUAAACUUCACCAUUGACAGGUUAUCGUUUCAAGAGUUUUACUGCACAUACUUUUCUCCCAAGCUGGUGUUUCAAUGAGUCGCAGGAUUACAUACUUUCUUUUCCUUUCCUGUCGAUGACGUCAAGUUGUCGUCUAAUAAUCAAAUUCAUGAGACUUCCUCGGACCAGACUCAUGUACGGCUCUUCAAGAGGUAGAAAAUCAAAAGUAGUAUGAUGGUGGGAAUGACCAUUUCAUCCAUGUUUACACCAUUCAAGACCCGCGCUUUUCAACAUGUUGACGCCAGACACCUGCCAGCCUAAUGACCAAUCAAUGUAAAGCACGUAGUUGAUGACGAUAUCUGUUCGUCCAUUGGCAAUAAUGACAGUGUGAAAUCUAAACAGACCAAACUAAAUGUAGACAGUGUAACAAAAACACAGACUUUGGUUUGGACAUUCAGGUGUGAAAACACCCUACGAAGGAUGGAGACAACUCCCUGAGAAUAACUUUCUGUGUCUGUGUUAAAGAGCUGAAUUCGCUCUGUGGGGUCACAGUGACACAAAUGAAGGCAGUAAACCAGAGCUGGAAACUCAUUAGAAAAUCCACUUCAGGGUUUUUGUGUCAGAGGCUUACUGUAAGUCACAAACAUCAUCCAAACAAACAUCAGCGCUCUGAUCAGGAUGUCAAAUAUUCACAUGUGGGACGUUCAUGUGAAAGCGAUGAAGCAGGAGCAGCUGUGAAAGCGAGACCCCGCAGAGAUGAACUUUGUUUAUGUUUUAGCAGAGAAGAUGAAUAUAGAUCUCCCUUAGCGUGAUAUUUGUUCUGACUCGUGUGUUUGCCAGCUUCAUCAGGCCUCUGGGCUUUUACUCUUUGGCAUUAAUUACUUACAUGUGUCUCGGCUAAAUGACUCUCUAAUUCCUUCAUCAUUUCUGACAAAUCAGAUGAUCCUUUUAAAGUCUCUCUCAGCGUGCUCGCUCAUGUUCAGCAGCAAAAUCACAAAUCAGGUCAUGCUCCACAGGCUGUUUAUCUCAUUCGAUUGCUGCUCAAAAACAUGUACCCCUGCUUAUUAAUUUUUUAUGCAGCUGUCUAAUUCUGGAUGUAACAUCACUCUGCUGUUUCUCAGUAGAAUCAUGUUAUUAAUGCCACGCUGAUCACGGAAUCGGGCCCCGUUUAUACAUAUUAUUUUUAAAAACUGAGACAUUAACCAUCAUUUGCACUCUUCGUUUAGAUGCAAAUGGAGAGUUCGCCCCUGAAAAUGAUGCUUUUAAAAAACUCCAGCCAGAGUGGAGAUUUUGGAAAUCUCUGUUUGCAUGUAAACAGAGAAAAAAUUAGUUUGGUAGCUGACAGCAGAUUGCGCGCCGGAAACUGGGUUAAAUGCGACGUUUACGAUCUAAAGUCUUUGUUUACAAUCUAUGGUGAUCAUGGAUGCAUGCAGAAUAGCAGUCACAUUCAUGCUGGUGCAAUCCCUUCGUAUUUGUUAGCAUUUGCAAAUACAAGUUGACAAGACGUUGUUGGGAUUCUGAUUGGCUUAUGUGGGCUCGAGCUUUUCGCUACACUGCCACCUACAGGUUUGGCAUGCUCUUGACAGCAUAUAUACACGGGUUAGUGUAAACGAAAACUUUUCUGAAAACGUAGUGAUGUGCAUGCAGUUUCUUUUGUAAACGGAGAGGGUGAAAUGUCCGUUUAUGAAAAUAGAUGGGCAGAUGUAAACGUGGUCUUAGACUGUGAAGUUGAUGCUAGUUUGUGUGUGCUUGGAGAACCGGUUAAAGAGAUGGACUCAAAUAGAAACGUUUACAAAUUAGUGUUUUGCCAUUAGGUGGAAAGAAGAGAUGAGAUUUCCUCACAGAGCUGGGAGUGCCGUGCUUGUGUCUCUUGGUAAGAUGGUCAACCUUGACUUUCACCCAGCAAACUGAUUUAGUGUGAAUUUUGUAGGGCUGUAAAGUCCGAGUCGUCCGUCCGACUUAUUGGUCAAUACGUGCUGAGCCAACCGAAAUUCUGACUGGUCGACUUGAUUUUUUUUCCAUGUCAAUUUACAAUCUAUGGUUAAUUUCAUCUGGAGGAACAUACCGAGUGCUAAUGGGGAUGUUUUCAGAGCACCCCAGUUUCAGAACUAACAGCCUGUCUCAGUAUAUUGUCAGUAUAUUUUCACCCAGCCAAGUCAGAGUCGGAAAUCCCCCUCCCGAUGAGUCAAUAUUUGGUCAAAAAUUUUAGGGUUUUAGUUGACCAAGAAUUUCUUUUGGUGGUUACAGCCCUAGAAACAGAGCUGGGAGCGCUGUGCUUGUGUCUCUUGGUAAGAUUAUCAGCCUCGACUUUCACCCAGCAAACUGAUUUAGUGUGAAUUUUGUUAUUUUUGCACCUCACUUUGACAAAUAAAAACCUCCUGGUUCUGUACGGAUGGUGUCUGAUGCUGACCUCUGACACAAGCGUUUGGGGAGGGCAUCAUGCACCCGUAUAUGAAAAAAGGAACUAUUCCUUUAAGGCCUGAUAAAAAGGUCACAGAUUCAGUGCUGCUGUCAUGUUGUUUGGUUCAGCUCCGCCUGCACACUCACUCUGCUGUCAUGUUGUUCUGGUUGUUUCCCCGCCGGCCCAUCUGAGCCGAGCAGCACGUGUUUGGCUGCAGCGUGUUUUCGCUGUCUGAGCUCCACAGACCCACUUCCCUGCUGCUGCCUGCCAUCGCUCUGAAAUAUAGGUUACAGCAGGCUUUAGUCACCACAUGUGCACGUCCACACACACACACUCACAGACUCAUGCACGCUGCGCAGCGGUUCAGCUGAGGCUGGCCACUCGUGCAAGCUUUAAUCUGAAGUGGAGGUUUCUGUUUUCCUCCUGCAGAUGAUGAAGGCAUUAGAGGUUGGCUCUGCAGGAAUAUUCCAGUACUUCUGGGCUGCGGGAUGCUCUUAAUAUUUGUGAAACGAGGUAGAGAUGUUCUCUGUGUGGAUCAAGGACAGACAUGUGCUGUUUAUUUUUUUUCAUCCACAUCUGGAGAGUCUGAUCUACAAACCUCAUUUCGACUCUGUUCAUUUUUCACUCCAAAAGAGGUCGCGGUUAAAAUGGUGGAAAUUAUUUGUGCAUUAAUGUCUCAGCGGUUGUUCAGCCUUGUCUUAAUUUGGAGUAUAGACUAGAGCUUUCUAUUUUAACUCCCCAUGUCCUCUUUGACUCUUUAGUUUCUGUCCAUGCAGCUGAAUCGGUUUGGCUCACCUCUCCAGAGAUAACCACUCAAAGUCUUCUUCUGUGGUUUUGCAGCUCUGUAGUUUUAAAGUCAUUAACCGUGUGGUUAGACCCUCUGCACUGCUGCAGUCACUGUUACCCAUUCAUAAGGUCAUACAGAGCUCCCGGGUUCCUUCAGACUGUCGGGUCAAUUUGUGGCGAAACUUUGAGUGUGGCCGAAAAUAAAAUGCAAAUGAGUGAGUUUCCACAGGGAGUUGAAAGAUCUUAUAAAACCUUAACAGCGCCAGGAACCAGACAGAUUUCAAGAUAGAUUAGUGAUGGUUAACUGUGCUGUUUGACACACAUGAAUAAUAUACAGAACGUGAGAGCAGAAAGGGAGACAGUGAGAUGCAUCAGAUGGACUUUAAUCUAAUUUAUCCGCUUCAGACUCAAAAGAGAGAGAUGAAACCUAGAGAGGGAAUUAAAACCACGAUACAUAUAAUCUACAGGAGCAGAGAGAGAAACUGUGUCGUCAGUUUCUGCUUCCUGAAAUCAUACAGCUGAUAUCAUCCCCCCUCUUCCUCAUGUUAAACAUGGAUGUCAGACAGGUGAAGGUUGUUGCUAGGUGACAGGACGGUCUAGUUUGCAUGUAAACGGCUCAAAUAUUGGACGUAUACUCUUGUGAACACGGACACGCUCUUCUCUCCUGUUUCCAUGGAGACAGUGAUGUGAAAGCUGCAUCUUCAGGGUACAGACGAUGAAAAUCUCUUUGUACCUGAUGGAGUGUGUGUUUGUGUUUUUGGAUGUUUUAGUAAAUGUUUAUAAAACUAGAACAGUCAAGACUCUGCUGAUGAUGGUUUCUAUCGAACCUCCUGAAUCGGUGCGUCUUUAUUCAGUCAGCCCUGCAGCUGUGGAGCAUCACUGUUGUGUGUUUUGUUGUUGUUCUGCAGAUGGAUAAAGGAGGUUGAGUUUUGUGUUUGCAUGUUCAAACACAAACAGUGAACUCUUUUUACAGUUUUGGUGGCUUUGGAGCAGCAGCUGUGUUUCUCCUCUAAAUGUAGGUCAACUUGAGAUGAUUAGAUAACCCUCAUUGUGUUGGAAUCUACAAUCACUGCCGUCUUAUCUGGUAUAAGGAUGAUUAUAACAAUAUAUAACAAAUAAUGAAAUAUAAAAAGAGAGGAUGCAAAGAGAUACAAUACAAUAUGAAUCAUUGCAAUAAACCAUAAAGAUGAUGCAGUUUGAUAGAGCAGGACACAAGAAGAUUCAAAUCAGUCUGAUUAAAACCAUUAAAGAGGAUUACACAAUAUGAUACAGAACAAACAACCUAGAACAGUGGUGCACACACUUUUUAGCAUGAGAGCUACUUAUUAAAUGACCGAGUGAAAAUGAUCUACAGACUAUAAAAAUGCUUUUCGGAGGGAACUCGGGGUCGUAGUGUUUAUGAACAGUCCGAAAAUGCUGCUCCACAUUUCCCUUCUUCGGUAUAGCGAUGGUUGACUAACAGAUGAAGCAAACGCACUUCGAAAAUGACAUAGUGGAAAAAAAAAGUCCUCCUCCCACUCCAUACAGAAGUGGUAGAUUUUUGGCUUCUUACUUGGUUCAGCUCCUUCACUCUUUUUUAUCUCCUUUCUUACUCGCUAGAGUUUUGCAGCACUUAGAGCUGUUAUAUGUGCACGCGCAGUGCCGCAUGUGUCAGAAAAGGUCAGAUGACAUCCGCCCUGUACGUCAAUCAAGUGACAAAUUUAUCAUGGGGACGGAUGAUAGGCUGGCGUAUAGUUUGUUUUAAUGCCAUACGUAUACCUUUGCAAUCACCCAGUUGAUCGCGAUCGACGAAAUGGGUGACCCUGACCUGGAAUAAUAUGCUCGGACCAUAGACUGUAUAUACUAUGAACAACUUGUAAAAAAAGAUACUAAGUCGAUGUUGACGUCACUCAUUUGUGUCUACCAGACACCGUAUUAUUAAGGCUGACUCAACCAGACUACAGUCGUACCUACACAAAUAGGACGGCUUUAGCCAAAUAGACGGUCGUUAGCCUCCUCACAAAUAGCUCCAGUGUUCCCGCCUGUCAGUCAAGUCAGCUGUGCCUCUGAUUCACCAAUCUGCUUAGUUUAUUAUCUUAAAACAAAUGUGUUACAAAAACAUUUACUGAGCCAAGCCGAUUUUUUUACCAGCCUGUUAACUUGUUCAUUUUUGCUCUAAAAACUGGUUUUAUUGUUUCUGGUGUUUCUGCAGCCCGCCUCUAGUGGACAAUCAGGGAUCUGCAGUUUUUAGCAUCAGCUUAAAAAAAUGAAACAGAACAGCAGAUUUCUUAGAUUCUAAUGAUACCAAAGAAAAGAAAACAAUAUGAAAAGAUAAAAUAUAAGGGAUAAAAUCUUUUUGAUCCACUUUACGUCAUUAUCCCAUAAUUAAAACUUGUUUUGGACUCGGAGAGCAGCUGAGUGUUUCAUAAUCUUUGAGAAAGUCUUCCAGCUGGCUGCUAAACCUGGCGUGAUUGAUUUAUCAGAACCAGAUUGAAGCUCUGGGAAAAAGUCCAGUUCUGCAAAGUCAGAUCUGAAUUUAAAUCAUGGCGAGUAACCAAACCCUCUGCUGUAGUCUCCCUCGCUGGAUUAAUUUAUAUUCCUGUCCGCCUCGGUAAUCUGAAAACAGCAGAUAAAGACGAUCAAUGAGCUUAGACGACCUGCAGAGUGUCUGCGUGCGUGUCCCUGCUCAUGUCACCGUGCUGGCACACUUUUUCGUCCUGCAAACACAAAUACAGACGAGGUAAUCCGGCGUUAAUCUGCCUCCCAGUAGGCGGUGUUUAAUUCAGUCGGCUGGUCGCAGCCGUGCAGUGAGACCACAGGUUUCAGUUCCUGAGGAGACGUCGGGGUUAAUGAGGGAGCUUAUUAAAGAUGGACCCACAACACUUCUUCAUUUAAUGAAGCCUGAUGUCUGCAACCCCGGAAACAUAAUAGGAGCUGACUGGGACCCAACAGGCCUGAGGGUUUUAGAGGAAUGUAGACCGAGGAGUCGAGACAGUACAAGUUCAAUAUUUGAAAGAUAUGAAUAAAAAUGAACGACAAAAAUAGACUCUGCCGAAUAAUGUCACUUUAAUUUAUUAAAUUAAGCAUAAAUAAUCAUAAUAAUACAUUUUAUUUGUAGGUGCCUUACAAGAGGAGGUUAAAACGAGACAUAAAUAAAUAGUCCACAAAAUAACUUCAAACAUUGAAUGAAAUAGCGGACGUCGACUGAAUCAGUCAGUUUGAAAAGAUGAGUUUCAAGACGGAAUUCGACGAUAGAGAGAGUCGAUGUUAUGGUGGUUCCGGAGCUCAUGGUGGUCAAAUGGCCAGAUGAGACAGUGAGGUAGAGAGAGGAAGAGGACCUGAGAGUGUGAGAGGAGGUCUGAAAGGUCGAGGGGCGAGGUUAUGGAUGGUUUUGAAGGUCAGAAGCAGGAUCGUAAAGGGAUAUUCCGGUGUAAAUUUAAGUCAUGGUCAAACACACCUUAACACCCAGUUAGACUCCCCCUGAAGAGGUGAAUGUUGCUGACAGCUUGCAUUUUUAAUUACAACCUCAGCAAUUACCAUACCAUAGUAAUACAUAAUGUCGCAGGAGAUGCUCUGCGAUCGGACGGUCAUGUUACAGAAGAAUAUAAUGAGAGCCGACCUCAAUGUUUUUCCGAGGCGUGCUUCCUGUGAUUGGUGCGAAUAGGGUUCAGACCAGAAGUAAACCGCUCUAGAGUUCACUUAAAAACGGUCUGAGACCACCCCGACUAGGAGAACCUGAGAGCAGUUGACUGGUCCGCACCAGAGUUUGAGGCCAGCGUUCACACCGACCAAAAUGAACCGCACCAAGGAGGUAAACGCUCCAGCGUUCAGUUCAACCGGACCAAACAAGGCUGGUGUGAACGCGACAUAUGUCGAAGUCUGGGCUUCUCUGCUCAGAAUGCUGACCUCAGAUAAGCAGCUGAAGAUAGAUGGAUGGAUGUUGAGCUUCAUUGUGAUGACGACUUUAAAAGUGACCAAAAUAAUUUGAUGGUAAAACUUGAGGACUGUGUUACAGCCGAGUUUCUUCUUCUCUGUGUGUGAUAGUUGAUCAUAUUUGACCACCCAACUUGCUGGGGUGUGUAGGCCUGUCAGUAAGCAUCUUCACUCUGGUGCUUUUAUUGUUGCAACAUCUUCUAAAAACAAAAUAUUCCCGUCAUUGGCAGUUUCAGUUUCAGAGCUGGAGUACAUCAUAUUUCGUCUGUCUCAGCCCCCACUCCUCUGUGUCCUGACCUUUGUUAUCCUCCCUCUCUGCCCCUCGCUGUGGUAGACGUUUUUCUGGUUGAAAACAGCAGACGGAGGGACCUACAGAGUGAUCAUGAGAUGGUACAAGUACGAAUAAGAUGGUUUACACGACAAUGAUAACACUGAAUCAAAAACAGUCUCAAAAACUAAGAGCUGUGACAAUAUUCCAACAUGUCAGAAGUUGGCUGUAAAUGUCACUGAUUGAGUCUUUAGAUCAGGACUCUCUGUGUUAUCAUGUCUAAUGUCGUCCAUCUUAACUCGAACCCUCAUGACACACUUACCUGUCUGGUCCUGGUCCUGUUUGGUGCUCUGCAUGCUAACAGUGUCGUUUCUCUCUCAGUCUGGGCUCAGCAGCUCUGCAUGGCUCCCCUGCAGACUCCAGGUACUAAACAGUGUCACCUGUACUCACACACACACACACACACAGACAUUUUCAAUGUGUGCUAUGGCAUCAGCCUUUUUCAUGUCUUCAUGAUCUCCAAAAGCAAACAAGAAAAAAAAACUCCCAAAAUGUUUCAGUCCCUGCAAUUUUUGAUCCCUGGAACCACCUCUAGGGGGUUUUGGCAGGUAUCAGAGCAAAUAUUCUCAAUGAGCAGUGUAUUUGAUUGUAAAAAUAAGCAGGAUUUAACCUUUUUUGGGGGGAAAAUAUGCCGAUUAACAAUUAAACUGGUAUAAUGAACUAACAUUUAAACAUUAAUAUUAAAAAUAAAGAGUCUCUCAGUUGUGUUUCCCUUUCUAUAGACUGAUCAGGAUGUUUGUUUCUGUCUUCAGUCGCCUCAUUAAUGAAAAGCGACUCUGUGAUUGACAGCCUCAAACUCCUUUGAUGCUCUAAUGUCACAUCAGCUGAUUGGUGUCUCUCCACCUAAUCACUCUCCUGCUGAAGUGCACAGCAGUCUGAUCGUUUCUAAUUAUGUUCAACCUUUCUCCAACAACACACACUGAUAUUCUCCUGCAUGCCCUGCUCACUGGUUGCCAGCAGGGGGCAGUGUCUCUUAGUGUGGCAGCAACCCUCAGGACUGUACUGACCUUCCUGAACCACACACAGACACACAGCUCAUGAAGCUGACUGAAAUUUUGCUUAUAGAUUUGUAAUACUUUGAAAUUCAGGCUCAAAUUGGAGCUAAAGCUGUUUCAAACUUGAUCCAAACACUUUUUCUCUCCAUUAAAAAUGUAAAUUCGUGGAAUUUUGUUUGAUGAAAUUCUCUUUAACAUCUCCAAAGUCUAUUCACAGCAUGUCAGUGAUAAAUCUCAAAUUGAAAUGAAGCUCAAAUUUUAGAUUUUAGCCUUAUUUAGCCUCACAUUUUUUCAGGUUUCUUUACAAAAAUAGCAGAAAUUUGGUCAUAAGUUUAAUCAUGAGGCUUAUGUGUUUGAAAUUUUAUAUAAUGAAUGCAUUUUCAAGGUAAUCUCUGGUGCAUUCAAGUUGCAGUCAGUACUCACAUGUUAACCUGCCCUCUUCUCAGCAUGAGUCAAAUAUGCAUCAACUUUAAGGUGACACCAGCAUUGUGCACAAACUAUUAAAGAAAAAUCACUGAAGCCAAAUGAAAUCCCCCUCUGAGAAGUACGACCUUUUUCCUCUUUGAGAACUUCAGACUCCACAUAACAUCACCUCUCUCUCGGCGCUGCAGGGUGCACACAUUUACUGGCCCAGUGACUUCACAUCUGCACAAAAAAACCUUCACCUGUCAGAUGUCCUGUAGACUCCACAUGAGCUGAAGAGUGAAUUUAGUUGAUCUGAAAUCUGUCAUAUCUUUGAUUUCUGACUGUGCAGUGUUUUUACGUUCUGGGUCAGAGUGGAUGAAGCUGUACCUCUUUUCUCUCUUGACAAAAAUCUCAAAUAAGAUGCUGCAUCAAGUUUGAGAUGUUGACCCUUGAGUUGCAGCAUUUUUUGCUGCAGGUUUUGCAGAGAGGGUGAUCCAUUCUAGGGCUGUAAUCAACCGAAGAAAGGACAUGCAGUGAGGUUUAUUUCCAGUCAGAGGGUGAUGCUGAAUGCUGUUAAGAUGACGGACAACCAAUAAAAAGAUGGAAGAGAGAGAGAGAUGAGAGAGAUGAGAUGAUUUACGAGGAAAGAAGGAGUGAAGGAAAGUAGAGCAGAGGAGGAGACAGGAGAUGUGUGCUGAUCUCUCUCUCUAAUUGCUUUGUGUCUGGUAAUGCACUCCUUAAUGCACACUCAGGGCCCAUCACACACACACAUUCACACACUUGCGCAUGCACACACUGGCCAUCAUUACCACGCAGUCCCAUGAUGCAUCAGUCUCCAACAGUCAGCAGGGCGUGUUCUCGUUUACCAGAUGAGAGAGGUUGUUUGUGUGUCAUGUGCCGGUGUUCUUGUUUGUUUGUUUGUUUGUUUGUUUACUCUCAGUUUUGAUUGACACCCGUGUGUGUGUGGUUCCUUUUUUUUAAUCAGAGGAUGAGUGAGUGUGUGUGUGGACACCAUGUUGAAUGUCGUACCCACUGCCCGCCGACUAAGAGCUCGCCGUUCUCUUGCAGUGGACAAAAACAAACCCAGGGAGGCUCCGGCGAGACCCGCCAACACCAGCAGCAGCAGCAGCAGCUCACAGGGAGCAGCAGCAGUACAAGGACCACCGGCGGGAGGAACCAACCAGAACCAGCAGCAGCAGCAGCAGCAGCAGCAGCCUCCACCUGACCUGGUAUGCCCUUUAUUCUUCUUCUUCUUCUAUGUUCUGAGAUUCAGUCAUGCGGGUGAAACAUUAGGAGUUAUCAGUGAAGGACCCAGUUUUAGGUCUAAAGAAGUGACUUGUUUUUACUAAUAAUAUUUAAAAGGAAAUUUAAAGUCACUGUCAGACUCUUUACAGGAAGUCUUUUCAGCUCAAAGGAGUGGAGAGGUUCAGUCUGUAAGUCUAUGCAGCUCAUAGACUUACUAUUUCACUUCUUCUUCUUCACUUCUAUUUCAGCUCUUAUAAUACCGAUAUAAAUUCACUUUUGGUUUUUAAAAAAGUGGAUGUCAAAGCUGUUUUUGAAACUUAUAAAAGUGAAUGAUUUACUUUUUAUAUUUACUCUCUGAAUGUGUAAUUGGUUCAAAAAUACAGGCUAUAGGCUCUACAUGUUCAGUCUCUGCUUUCUAUAGGAUUGUUUGAACUAAGUGGACUUAAACUACUGUGAUGACUGAUUAACUAAAAUACUGCAAAUACUACAAAUGUAAAAAUGUAAAAACAAAACUUCUCCUCCCUGCAGAUCAUUUCUAUCCGGUAAAGUGAUGCAUAUGUGGUGUGAGGUUGUUAUGAUACACAUCUCAAUACAUUAGCCAUGAUUUAAAACAUCGAUAUUAAUCAUACAUCAAUACUGAUGCAUUACAGUACAACUAAAGCACCAGUUAAUGUGCUACAAUGUGAUUUGACGGUGGCAUGAAUUAACUCAGUGAAACUUAAAGGGAUAUUCCGGCGCAAAUUUAAGUUGGGGUCAAACACACCGUAAAACCGAGUUAGACACUUCCUCGAGAGAUGAAUGUUGUUGACCACUUGCUUCUCUAGUUAUACCGACUUCAGUAACGACCGCAUGACAGCAAUACACAGCGGUCUAUGUCUCCACGCGCCAACCUCAACCAAAACGCCACAAAUGAUACUCAGAACAGCACCUAACCAUACCACCAGCCAUCAAACAUCUUUUUAGCUUUGCCUGAUUUCUUUAGCAAAGAGACUAAACACAACUCACCUACUCUCCUCCAGCAGCCGCUUGUUUGUGGGGGGAGCUCUGACGAGUCGAUCACUGAGUGCAGCGGAGUUUCGCAGCUAAAGGAAGAACAUUUAUGAUCAUUACUUCAUGGAAAUGAUCCGCUGCACUCGGUGAUCGACUCGUAAGGGCUCCCCUGAAAGUUUGAAUGGAUCAAAUCUUAGCUGUGCAGACAUUUAACAGCUGAUGUUUUUCCAUGCCUUUCAUAAGUUGCAUUCAUGCACAGUGAUCUUGUGUAUGUGUAUUGUGCCUGCAGGAACUAGGUUUUAAAAAGUGCGGUUUCUUCACACGAGCUGAACUUUAGUCUCACCUGUUGUUUUCCAUUUUCAGGCUCCAGACGUGGUGAAUGCUAAUGCUGCACCAGUGACACCAGUUCCAGCCCCCGACACCACCAACACUGGGUCAGGACCUACAGGACCCUCUGGUCCUGGGCUCAAAGCCAGAACAGCGACACGAUCCAGCCCCAGAACCGGAUCCCGCCUACAGACCGCAUCAAAGCCGGUCUCAGUUGGGGCCGCUGUUGUGUCAGAUGGGACGGCGCAGACCAGACCGAACCAGUGCAAAGAGCAGGCGGAGAAGAAGAACCAGGCCAUCAACCAGCUGAGGAAGCUGCUGGUCCAGGGGAACAAGAGGGUGGAGGCUCUGGCCACAGUCAUCCAGCAUCUCUUCACUGAGGUACAGCACCGUUUCCAUGGUUACUGUCAGCUCACAAAAAUUAAAUAACAAGAGUCACGAGAAAACGUCAUAUCCUCGACUUUCUAUGACUUAAAAAACAAACAAAAAAAUGUCUUAAAAAGAUCCCAGGUCAGGUGAGAGAUAUAAUCCCUCCACCUGGUCCUGGGCCGGCCACGAGGUCUCCUCCCAGUGGGACAUGCCCGGAACACCUCCAACUGGAGGCGUCCAGAAGGCACGUCCCAAGCCACCUCAGCUGACUCCUCUCGACGUGGAGGAGCGGCGGCUCUACUCUGAGUGACUCCCAAGUGUCCGAGCUCUUUACCCUAUCUCUAAGGCUGAGCCCGGACACCCUGCGGAGGAAACCCAUUUUGGCCGCUUGUAUCCACCAUCUUGUUCUUUCGGUCAUUACCCAAAGUUCAUGACCAUAAGUGAGGGUCGGCACGUAGAUCGACCGGUAAAUCGAAAGCUCUUUCUUCACUACGACAGAUCGGUUGAGCGUCCGCAUCACUGCUGAUGCCGCUCUGAUCCGCCUGUCGAUCUCCCGCUCCAUCCUACCCUCACUCGGGAACAAGAUCCCAAAAUACUUGAACUGGUGGUGUUAAAAUUACUUAAGUAAAAAGAAACUUGGGUCCAAAAAGUAAUAAAUAUAACAAUAAAGCACCAAGUAAAACCAUGAGUUUUUGAAACCUCCUGCUUUUAUUUGAGAUUAGUUUGACGCAGCCUGAGAGUCACCAUCCAGUCUCCCUGAACAAUUCUCCUGUCUCUGGUAAAUAUGGGGGAUUACUUUGUGCUGAAGGGUCGUUUUCCUCCACAUGAAAAGCUGAGAUGUGUUCGAACAUGUUAGCAUGUUCUGGUGGAGAGCAGCUUGAAGGGGCUGAAUGAGGGGAAACAGUUAUCUGCACACCCUCCCUCCCUUCCUCCUUCCCCUUUGGCGAAAUAAAACAAAGCCGGUAAUUAAAGCCUCUGUGCUGUUGUCGUUGGUGAUAAGGUGGUGUUUCGUUUUAAGAGGCUGGGUGAGAUUCUUGAAGAGGAGGAGUGGAGUUUUAAUGGAUGUUUGUUAGAGGAGGUGAUGAGGCAGCAGGGAGAGGCUCGUCUGACUGAGCAGCAGCUGCCUUCAAAAACAACAACAAGUAGAAGAGGAGAUGAUGGCUGGAAACGUAGAGAUGAGGGUGUGAUCGUGAUGGAGGGCCUGCUUAGUAUUCAGGAUCAUAACUUUACCCUCAAAAAGAGGUGAAAGACAUUUGAACAGGGUGUGAUUUUUGUGCAUGUUUGCUCCUGCAGGCAGAUCUCACGGGUUUUUGUCAGGCUCAGCAGCUCUCUCAUGGUGCUUUUCUUCAUGGUAUAUAUAUAUUUUCUUUCUCUAAAGUCAACUCCGUUUAUACAAAUGAAAAUAAAACGUCCAAAUGUAAGAUCAAAUUCGACUCCAUGCAGCAAGAGAGAUUUAAAAAACACAAAUUAAGUUUGAUUUUAGGUUUAUUUCAGAAAAUCAGGUCAAAUAUGACAAAAAUAAAAGUCAUCUAAUUAUUAUUUACCUCAUUCCUGGCUCUGGUAUUAAAAAGAUUUAUUUUCAUCAUCUCAACCAAACUUAAAUCCCCAAAGACAUUUUUUCCUCCUUUUUUCCAUUUUUGAUAUAUUAACUAAAUUGAAUUAAGCAGAAAUGGAAAAAGCAACUAAAAGUUAACGGCCAACUUUCUCUCUCUCUCUCUCUCUCUCUCUCUCUCUCUCUUCCUCUCUCUCUCACUCUCUUCUCUGUAUCACUCUUUUCCCCUCUCUCUCUUUCUCUCUCUAUUGCUCUCUCUCUCUUUUCCCUCUCUCUAUCUCUCUCUCUCUCCUCUCUUUCUCUAUCUCUCUAACUCUCUCUCUCUCAAUCUCUCUCUCUAUCUCUCUCUCUCUCUCUCUCUCUCUCUCUCUCUCUCUCUCUCUCUCUCUCUCUCUCUCUCUCUCUCUCUCUCUCUCUCUCUCUCUCUCUCUCUCUCUAUCUCUAUUACUCUCUUUCUCUCUCCGCUCUCUCUCUCUCUCUCUCUCUCUCUCUAUCUCUCUCUAUCUCCUUAUCUUGCUUCCCGUUCUCUCUCUCUCUCUCUCUCCUUCUCUUGCUCUCUCUCUCUCUCUCUCUCUCUCUCUCUCUCUCUCUCUCUCUCGUGUCCUGAUAAAACAUGACGGUGUUAUUCUCCUCUGUGAGUCUCCGUCUGGUUUCAUAAGACUUGAAGACGGUUAAUCCCGCUGUGGGCCGGUUAACCGCAGGUUAAGCCGUCUCUGAUUGGUUCGUUCAGACACCAGGAUGCGUCAAUCACGGACCUCCCGGAUGUUAGAGGCUGCUCGGUAAAUGUUUGCUCUGUGAUUAGAGGGACGAGUGAUUUUCUCUUUGCAGAGUCGAAGCUAAACACACAGCUGACACAUCACUGGAGCCACAAGAGUGAUCGUUAAAGAGGAAACUCCUUAACCACCUCAUGUGAAACCUCAUUAGAGUUUUUACUCUGUGUGUGAAUUAACACUUAAAAUAGAUCUGUCAUCACUCUGAGCUUUAGUCUUUUAUUCUUGUUCGCCAACACUGAUGAGAUGCAUUUACGCAAAUUUGAUCUCUGGCCUUUGGGUCUUCUUUCUGUUCCAUACGGAAGAAUAUUAGGGCCACUGAGAAAGAAAAAGGUUUUAUAUCAGUUUUUUUAUAUGUAUUAAAAUAAAAAAAUAUAUUAUUAUUAUCAUUAUUAUUAUUAUUUUUAUAUUGUUUGUAUCUUUUUUUCAGCACUAUUGUUGAUUUAAAAAUUUAGCAAAAAUUAUUUACCUUAUUUGCACUUUUUAAUUUAAAUAAAAAAUGUAAUAUUAAAAAAAAAAAGAAUGCUAAAUCAAAGUCAAAAUUCUGACUUUAUUAUUAUAAUAAUAAAAAAAAUAUUGGAUCCUUUUUUUUUCUUUUCUAGUGGCCCUAAUCUUCUUCUGUAGUUUCACUUAAGCUUUUCUUCCAAAAUCUACUUAAACUACAAAAGUUAUUUAUAUCUUACGAUACAUUGUGUACCAUGAAACUAAUCUACCAUAAAUUGUCUAAUUGUUUCCGAACUGAGGGUCAUAAAUUAUAAUUUAUGUAAAAAGUUUAAGAUUAUUAAAAAGCGGGAAAUGUCCCUUUUUCAUAGUUACUACAAAUUUAAGGCUCUUUUUUUUCAGCAAGCAAAAACAUGACAAAACAAAAUCAUGAAAAGUGAAAUAAAUCUGGCAAAAUAGGUCUUCUCACAAAUGAAUAAACUGUCAUUGGCUGCUUUCCUUUAAUGCCCUCUGAUAAAAUAAACUAAAAUAAAAAUAAAAAGAAAUGUGAAUAAAGGUCGAGAAUACAGACCAAAAUCAUAUAUUAUUAUAAAAUAUAUAUAUUUAAAUAUAAGCACAUUUUAUUUGAGAGAAAAUUGAAACAAAUUGAUUAUAUUUUCUGCAUUUCCCUCCUUUUGUCCGUUCAGUGUUUUAGUAUUCGAUCAAUGCUUAAGGCUUAAAUAACUCUCUUAAACUCUUUUAGGGCCUGUGUCCACUGACAGCAGUUUUUGGGGCGUUUAUUGCCCAUUUUCAUGCAAAACCAAAUCAGUUCAGUCUUUUCAUCAUUUGGUGUCCUAAAAAAUGUGAAAUCAGUCUAAGUAUCAACUGUUUUUUGUUGCUGCUUUUAACUGAAUAGCCUUUGUCACUUCAGAAUCAUAAAGGGGUCCAAUGUUUUUUGGUUUUCUUGGUAAAAUUUCCUCGAAUAAGAGCGAAUUUAAAGCAUGCAGAACAACCUUAAAAGACUAAAUAAUCUCUGAAAAGGGAAGUGGAAAUGCUGCAGAACAUUUUUCACAACCCUGUAACAGCGCCGGUGUACACGAUGCCCCCGCUUAACAAAAAUAAAACAACAAUCAUCAAUGGACACAGGCCCUUAAAUUUGUAUUCCUUACAGAUUUAUUCUUUCUUGGUCACAAUCAAAGCCACAAACUACAGAAGUCACAGAUAAAAACAGUAUUUUGUGCUUUAAAUAUCUUAUCCAGAUGAAAAUGUGUACUGAAAUCUAAGGAAACAUACUCCAGGCAGAAACAUUUCUGUUUUUUAACUUCCCUGCGAGGAGAAAACCAUCUAUCAAGAACAAGUAUCCCCUCAGACAGAUUACUGGUGUAAGUUGCCAGUGAUUUCAGAUAGUUUAUGCUCUUUUAGACUAUUUCUGAAGCGUACCGGCCUGUGUGUGUGUCUCUCUCUGAGUGAAAGCAGCUCUUUAUCUUUAGUACAACCUGUUAUCAGCAGUAAAAACUUCACACACCUACGGCGGUGAGUGUGUGUGACCGUUACAUAACUCCCUGUGCUGUCCUCGAUAAGAAUAGUUUUGUGGGUUUCCAUAAAUGCCAUUUUUCUGCGGUGUUUCGGACCACCUGAGAGAGAGAGAGAGAGAGAGAGCGCCCAGGGGUUAACAGAGCUGGAGCCAGCUCGCUCGCCUGGUUAUUGAUUAGACUGAUGGCGUGCUGUAAAGGGGGAGGGAUGGAUAGAGAAGAGGGGCGGAGGGAGGGGUGUAGGAAUGCAGCAGCUGCAGAUUUGGCCCUGGAGCUCUUUGACUCCUGCCUCUCAGAUAAUGUUUGUGUGUUUUAUCCGAAGCAUGAAUGCCAAAGUUAUCUAAUCUGCGCUGCACACUUUAAAGGUGAGCGGUGAAAAUAAACUGCACACUUGAUGCAGAGCAAGAGGGGGGAAUGGGGGCUGUUUGGUUUCACUCAGAGGGUAGUGGUUUUGGUCUGGGUGGGGUUUUCCUCAAAUUUCAUUUGACUAAUUGGUGCUGGUUUGUUCUUUUCACUCCGACUUCUUUGUCUGUGAAUGUGUCGUAUAAAUGCCUCAAGGGGGGCAGAAGAUUCAACAACCAAAAACAAGAAACUUCUACACAGUGAUGAGUUUCUUUUUUAAAAGUCAGCUGUUUGUUUUUGAGCAGAUUUGUCCGUCAAUGUAACUCCUUUUUGAUUUACAACAUUUUUGGUUGCGUAUUUUAAAAAAAAAAGCUUUUGACCUCAAAGAAAGGUUGUUCAGUCAUCGUCAGUUUGAGGUAAAAUCACUCUGAAGAAAACUCAUUGACAUGCGUCCUCGGGUUCAUCUAGAUCCUGUACGUGUGAAUCUGCUGCGCCCUGUAACUGUGAUGUGUUUCAUUCGCUCUCGAAAUUUAAAAUUCAUCACCUGGAAAACCCCUACGAGUCAGAUCAGGAUCCAAGAUGGCUGCCCACGGCAUCAACAGUAAAAAAGCUGCACUUUUAAAAGAGUUCAUCUUUUUUGUGCGCUGAAAUCAACCCGCCAGUGUUGCUAUGGCGACAUCAGUCUGAUUAGCUACCCCCGUAUGCUUAUCUCAUAAUAGGGAUUGUUAUUACUGGGUCUUAAUUUGAUUUAAAAUGGGUUAUCAAGAUAUUUUACAAAGUCACCGUUAUUGGGUAAAGUUUGUUUGACCUGAUUAAUACGGUGGCCCCUGAGGUGCAAAUCAAAACAGCAAAUGAGAAAACACAACAAAAAAAAAAAAACAUAAAAAGGAAAAAAAACACAGAAGAGGAAACACACCAAAACAGCAAAAAAAACCAACAAAAAAAAAGAAACCAGAAAACACAACAGCAAAUCAGAAAAAACAACACAAAAAAAACAACACAAAAAAAACAAAAGAGAAAACACAACAACAACAACAAAGAUACAAGAACAAAACAGAAAACACAUAAAGAGUAAAGAAAACACAAUGUAGGAAAGACAACCAAACAGAAAACAAAAUGACAAAAGUGAAAACAUCACAAAAAGAGAAAACAACAACAGAAAACACAAAAAGCAAAAACACAACAAAAGAGAAAACAACAACAGAACAGAAAACUAAUCAACAAAAAGAGAAGAUGCAACAACAAAAAAGAAAACACAACAAAUCAGAAAACACAACACAAAAAGAGCAAACAUAUCAAAACAAAAAACAAAAAUAGAGAAAACACAAAAAAACAAAAAUAGUGAAAACACAACAACAAAAAAAGAAAACACAACAACAAAAAGAGAAAACAAUGGCAAAUCAACAAAUGUGUUUUCUUAUUUGUUGUUUUCUCUUUUGCUGUUUUUUUCAGUUUUCUGCUUUGUUGUUGUGAUUUCUAAUUAUGGAUGUGUUUUCUGUUUUGCUGUUAUGAUUUGCACCUCAGGGGCCACCGUAGAUUCAAGGUAAAGGCAGUGUGUUUCAGGUUACAUAAAGUUUAAAUGGUUUACAGGUGAAAAUUUUCAAGGUUAGGUAAGCGUUUGAGUGAAGACAGACGGAGUUCAAUCCAGAUCCACCAGUUCUGUUCGUAAACCACCGAGAUAAGAAUAAAGACACGAGGGGAGAGAGGGCGAAGAAAUAACUCGCAUUCCUCUAAUCAUACAGUACCCAGACAGGAGGAGGAGGAGGAGACAAGGGAGGAGGAGACAAGGGAGGACAGGGAGCUCAGUGGUGAACAGGUAGAGAGCAGGAGGAGGGUUGAGCGAGCACAGAGAGAGAGAGAGAGAGAGAGAGAGAGAGAGAGAGAGAGAGAUCCAGUGGGAGGGCAGAGAGAGAGAGAGUGUGAAGGAGGAAAGACUUCAUAACAAGAGAGAGGAGCACGUUGUCAGAAGUGUGUGUGAGAGAGAGAGAGAGUGUGUGAGAGUGUGUGUGAGUGUGUGUCAUUCACUUGGACUUCAUGGGCUCUACCGUCAGCAAAGCGCACGCCAAGCCGAGGAAGAUUUCCACUCAGCGCCGCAAGAAGAAACGCAAGGUGUGUGAGCGUGAAAGUCUUCUCUCUCUCUCUCUCUCUCUCUCUCUCUCUUUUGUUUCUCCUCUGUCGUUCUCUGGGAGCUGAAGACGUCAGGGGGAUUAAAGGUUUUACCAUCAGGUCACUUUACAGGAUUUCAGCCGAGUGAAUUUCAAAAUCCCCGGUUGACUUCUCUGAUCACAUUAGCUGAUGGUGUUUUCAGCCUAGUCAGCCUGAUUCAGACCUCGAACGUCCCUGAAGUUAUGAAAUAAUACGACUCGACCCUCCUCCUCCUCCUCCUCCUCCUCUUCCUCAUGGUGCUGUUUUUCCUCUCUGAUAAUAACCUCUCAUGUUUAUAAUCUCACUUUUGCAAGCUCUCUUCUGCCACCGUCUGCUUUCUCACUUUGCUGACCUCUCAGACAGCAGAUGGACUUUAUGACUCUGGGUGUGUGUGUGUGUUUUUGUGUGUGAGUGUGUGUGUGUCUCCAUUGUAAAUUCCUCUAGUCUUCUUGUGAGGCUGCUGUCUUUGUGUGUAAAUCUUGUUAUUUAAUCGAAUAUGGAAGAGAGUCGAGCACUUAGGCUUAUCAAGUCCUCGUCCGUGAGUGUGUGAGUGCAAAGAGAGGGAAAUUAUUGUUUGCAAAAGCAUUUCUGGAAGCCUCUAAAUAUUACAGACAUUACUUAAGCCGGUUGUGAACUCCUGCAGGGCUGUUGUCUGAUGUUUUCACUUUUUAAGCGUGUAAUCUGCACGCUCUUUAGGUGAAGUUUACCUAUUUUUAAUACGAGGUUCAAACUCUAAGACUCUUGUUUCAAAAAAGAAGCAGAGUCCAGAUUUUUUUUUAGUUUUAAAGAUUAUUUUGUCAGAUUUUCCUGCGGUAUGAAAGUCGUUUUACUCCGAAGGCCAAGACUAAAAGUUGUUAAAAGUCUUAACAGAUGUGAUUGUGAUAUUUUUACAAAACACACGUGUUGUUGCCCCAGAUCAACAUGUUGUUCCUCCGUUUGUGAAUUACAUCUGACUUCAUGCUUUGUGUUUACUUUUAUCAUCAUGAGUUGAUUUGUUUUGGUUCCUUCUUUAGUCAGCUUGCCAAAGUGCCUCCUCGGCCACCCUCAGUUUUUUCUUUUUUCAUCCUUAGUUAGCUUAAAAGGAUAUUCAGGCAUAAAUAUAAGUUAUGGUCAAAGACACUGUAACACCAAGUUAGACACCCCCUCAAGAGAUGACUGUUGCUGACUGCUUGCUUCUCUAUUUAUACCAACUUAUACCAGCCAUAGUACUAGCCAUCAAACAUCUUUUAAGCUUUGCCUGGUUUCUUUAGCAAAGAGACUAAACACAUCUCACCCACUCUCCUCCAGCAGCCGCAUGUUUGUAGGGGGAGCCGUGAUGAGUUGAUCACUGAGUGCAGCGGAGUUUCACAGCUGAAGGAAGAACAUUUAUGAUCAUUACUUUAUGGAAAUGCAAUCAGACCGAGACGCUUAGGCAGACGAACUACCGAAAUGAUCCGCUGCACUCAAUAAUCGACUUAUCAGGGUCACUUUUCACAAACAAGUGGCUGCUGGAAGACAGUAGGUGAGUUGUGUUUAGUCUCUUUGCUAAACAAACCAGGCAAAGUUAAAAAGAUGUUUGGUGGCUAGUACUAUGGCUUGGUCUCUAUAUGUCCUGUUGAUGAAGUUAGGUGCUGUUCUGAGCGUUAUUUGUGGCUAUAGAGUGGCGUUUAGGUUGAGGUUUGUUUAUGGCUCCUCAGACCGCUGUGUGUUACUAUCCUACGGUCGUUACCAAAGUUGGUAUAACUAGAGAAGCGAGCAGGUGUUACAAUGUGUUUGACCCAAACUUAAAUUUACGCCAGAAUAUCCCUUUAAAUCAGCGUUUCCAUCAGUGCUUCAGAGAUUUAUCACAUCUGGCCCAGGACGACCCUGCAUGAUCCUCACAACCUCACCUCUACCAAACAAAUGACCUGUGAACGAGAUUUUGGGUUGGGAUGGCGACCCCCAUUGAAACCAGUAUGCAGCAUCACUGAGACUGUGACUGUGUUUUAUAAUAAACCACAGCUUUGGCAUGUACGAUCCAUGUCAGGUCACCCUCACUUUCUCUUUUGACUUCGUAAAUUUCCAGUAAAAAGUCGUCCUUUAACUUCCAACGCCACUUUAUCUUGUCUCGUUUGUGCGUGCCAACGCUAUAUUUGAAAGAUUUAAAGAGUUUUGACUCUGGUUUUUAUAAAUGAAUCUAAUUGUGUUUUAGUUGUACUAGUGCUGUCCAUGCUCUGUCAUUUCUUGUUGUCAUUUGUGGUGUCUCUCAGACUUUUUUAACACUUUUAAAACACUUUAAAAGUCUUUCAGAUAGAGCCAGUCUUGAGUUUGGUUUGUUCAGUUCCAGCUGUGAUUUAGUUUUCUUCAUUGUCUAUAAGCUUGUUCUUAUAUUUGAUCAACUGUUCUAUCUUCACGAGAGCGCUCCUGCUCAUUACUCUGCCUCAAAAAUAUGCAACAGUUCCCUUGAGUUGGAGCAUAACUCUUCUCCGUCUAAAACCCCGACUCUAUCCGCUCUGCAAAUUCACCUCAGCCUGCAGCUCUGAAUCAGACUGUGAGGACUGUUUUUAGCCUCAGAUUGAAAUCCUAAAUGUAAAGACAUCCUAACAGGGCAGAUCUCUGGAAAAAGACUCUUAUUUUGAAAGGACAAAACAGCUGCCAGUAAACUCUCUUUUAAACCACCUUGGGGAUCAUUUGGAUGGGUCAGGUUUUUCUUUACUGUCCACUGGUUUAAAAGUUUUUCUUUGGAUGGAUCAGUCUUAAAAGUUUCAGACAGUUUGACACUUAAUUUAAGAUUUUCAGGGUAAAACAACAAGAUCUUUGAGUGGGCAAAUCUUCUCAGCGCAAAAGUCUUGGUGCAAAGUAUUUAGCUUUUUUUGCAGUGACACAGGUUCUAGUUUUGGCCCCUAACUCACCAGAUGAUUUUCUCCUUCUGUGCAGCGAGAGGAGGUCUUGAAGCAGAAGAAGGAGCUGUCUCUGGAGCUGACCAACCUCCGAGAUGAACUGGGUAAGAGACGCUUCUUAUGCACAUCCACACACCUGUCCAUGAUACCAAAUGCUAAUUCAUAAGUCUGCACAUGCUCUGUCUCUCUCUGGUGCAUUUGCAUGACACGCACACAGACACACACACUCACAAAGCUUAUCAAGGCCGGGUCAACUGCCAUUCAAAACUCAGUGUUAUUUCUGUUGUCGUACCGGCGUGCAGCUGCUCCUCACUGUCAGCACAGCUGUCCUCGGCACAGAGCACCUGUGUUUUCACGGGCACACCAGGACUUGUGGAUUAUCAUUAUUGAGCUGUGAGGAUCGAAGUUUUGACACACCGGCGUCAUGAGUGUUCAAAUGUGUACACCUGAGGGUAAAACAAGGCUGAGGUUUAGUCUCUACCUGAACUUACCUUUUGUAAACACAUGAAAUAUAAAGAACGGUUCUCUGUUGUUUUCUCCUGUGUAUGACUUUUUAGUGACUUUUCCACAUUCAGCCCUCAAACUAAAUAAACUCACCGGACUAAUAACAGCAGUCAGAGCGUUUGUGGUGUUGUAGUUUGAAUGAAAAAACAAAGGCUGUUCCCCAAAAGCAGAAUUUAGAAAUCUUGGAUGAAUGAAAAAAGCGAUGCUUGACCUCGUGUGAUCUGUUCACAUCAGCUCCAUCUAUUACAGGCUGUUUAGCUGGGAUUAGGAGUUGCGACUUUACAAACCAGGUGUAAGUAGUUCUCGCAAAUGCGCUUUCGCUGCUUCCUUAACCAGACUGUAAGGUCGAUUACAGAUUUGCUGAUGCAGACAUCGAGAAGACAAACUUCAUGUAUCUUUUACAGAGCAGUGGCUCAGAUGGAAACAAACAAUGAAGUAAAACAAACUUUAAAUGUGUGUGACGGACUCUGACCUCCUCGGACAGUCCAGAAAACAAGCCUGACAGGUCAGCUGGUCACUCUAAACUCCCCGCAUUAGUAUGUUAUUCAAAGUCCAUUUUCAAUCAGACGAAAUCGUUUUGACCUUCAAGUAAUUGAAGUUGGUGUCAGCCCUGAAAAUCUGCUAUCUCUCGACCCUGCACCAUCGGGUUGGUUUGGACCGUAGUCUUCUACUUCUUAAAAGGACAGAUGAUGGAGUGCUUCAAAUUCACAGAUUUUGUCAUUAGUUGUUUUAGCUCUGAUAAACUUUCUGCAAUAUGUACAUCAUUUAUUUUUUGUGGUUUUGCUUAUUUACAUAUCUUCAAUACAUCAUAAAUUCUUCAACAGAGGUGAUCUGAUGACAUUAAACUUGAGGAUGUUCUUCCUCCUUUUCCACCACUUGCAGCAUUUUUUCUUUUCUUUUUUUUUUUUUGGCUCCGAAUGGUCAGUGUUUUUGCAGUCCUGCACCUGCUAAGGUGAACAGAUUUUUUACAUCAUUUUUUCUCUUUACUUUGUGGAGAUCACACUAUAGGACCACGAUCGCCAUAUAAAUAAGGUUCAUAAUAAUUUCCAAUCUCUCUAAUCGUCAACCAUGACUUUAAAUAGUCCGUUUGGAUUCAUGACAUUAUCUGUGUAAGACAGAACUAAACAAAACAACCACUCAAAGCAGACAAACUUUUAUUUUUUUCUUUUGCAGUCAACAAAAGCGAUUCAGGCCUCUUUUAUAUCUCCAGUUUUAUUUGACAUUCAAACACACAGCAAACAAACUGCUGCUCAGGUUUAAAAAUACCUGAUAACCCUGGAGGAGUAACCCGCCGAGCAGCGUGAGUAUCAACAGCUGCUAAUACAUGGAGGCAACCCUCUUAUAUCCAGUCAGACUGCUGCAGUGGAAACUUUUACACUAAGUCAACAUAAUAAUUAUAAUAAUAAUAAUAACUCUUAAUGUUUCCUGGCUCUACCUCAGAAAACUAUUAAAGAACAGUUCCCAUGUUUAGUGUUUGUGUGUAAAAGGUGUGUGUGUGUGUGUUUGAGGUGUGUUACUCUGCAGGAUUUGGCGAAAUGCCAUCUCGCUGUCAUCAAGACGAUCACCUUUUCAGGCCUGAUGGUGACAAACAGACGCCGAGCAGACACUUCAGACGUACAUGACAUAUUUGAUCCUGAGACACGUGGCUCUAUGAAUGACUGACACCGCACUUCGAGAGCUUUCAGGAGGAGGACAUAUUUCCUCGACGGAGAUUAAAACUCCUUGUACAACUGCUUGUACAAACUUUGUUUUCUAAAUAUCAGCUGAUCCUGGUUUGUAUUUGACUGUGUAUCGUGUCAACAGCAGCUCGGCCGGUUUGGUCGAUGCAUCAGGAUUAAUAAAAAUACACACACAGACACACACACCUCUACUGUCUAUUUACACUAAGACUUCAAAAGUGACGCUCAUGAACACAACACAAAAGCAUGCAGACAAACAUGCAGGCAGUUUAUUUACAUUGUUUUAACCAGGAGACGACUUGAUAUUAGGCGCUUUUACUUCAGCCAAUAAUUAGAUUUUUGCUUCAGUAACUGGAUUAAAUCGCCUAAUUGAGCUUUAACUCUGCAUGUAGACGUACUGAUCAAUGCACAGCACAGUGUUUACUAAUGUACUGAUGUCAGUCAACAGGGCGGAUAUUUUAUGGUAUAUCAGUUCAUCCCUCGCCUUGCCUCUAGUCAAAAUAUCAUCAUGAUGUCAAACCUGAAAUGAUUAAAAUUCAUGUGAAAAAAUGUUUAUUUAUAAAAUAAGAUUCUGACAUGUCUGAGUGAAGUUCACUGCUCAUGUUUAAUAUUCAGCACACGAGUUUGAAGCUGCAGGUUCACUGUCAGAUCAUGGUCUUAAUUCUGCUGUGUGAUUGGCAGGCUCUUAAAAAGCCUUAAAAUGUCUAAAAUUCUCUUAAAAUCCAAUAAAAUGUCUCAAAUACGAUUUUGAAAGGCCUUAAAAAUUGAUUGAUUUAAAGUAAUGUAAAAUGUUCCAAAUUCCUUCAAUUUUUUUUAACUAUUUUGCCAGCGUGGAUAUGAAAUAGGUGUUAAAUUGCAUUCAUUACGGUCUAAAAAGUCUUAAAAAGUUUUAAAUCCAGUAAUUUGAAUUUAAGGCAUUAAAAUGUCUAAUAUUAUCUUAGAGUCUUAUAAAAUGUCUUAAAAACAAUUUUGAAAGGUCUUAAAAAGGUAUUAACUUAAUGUACAAAUAGAUAAUGUGCCAUAUGAAUAAAGAUAUAACUUAAAUAUUGUAAAAUGUUCCAGUUUCCUUUCAUGUCUUUUGUACUUUUUUGCAAGUAGAGAUAGUAAAUCGGUUUUAAAUUGCAUUCUUUAAGGCCUUAAAGGAGUUCUUAAAAGUCUAAAAUCCAAUUAUUUGAAUUUUAGGCCUUAAAAGGUCCAAAAUUCUCUUUAAAAAUCCCUUAAAAUUUCUUAAAAAUGAGUUUAAAAGCUCUUAAAAAUGUAUUAAUUUAACUUAAUUUAACUUUUUUGCCAGUAUGGAUGUUAAAUGGGUCUUCGAUUGCAUUUAUUACAGUCUUAAAAAGUCUAAAAUCAAAUAAUUUGAAUUUAAGGCCUUAAAAUGUAUAAAAUUCUCAUAAAAUGUCUUAAAUAUGAAUUUAAAAGGCCCCAAAAAAUGAAUUCAUUUGAAGAAAUGUAAAAUGUUCUGAUUUCCUACAUGUUUUUGUACUGUUUCGCCAGUAUGGAUGUCUAAUAGCUCUUAAAUUCCAUUCAUAAUGGUCUUAAAAAGUCUUAAAUUUGACUUGUUAAAACCCGCAGAGACCCUGGAUUGGCUCUCAGAUUUCUGAAUAUUCAUUUUAAAGAAAAUCACCACAGUUAGUCACGUUUUAGCGGCUCUGUCUCUGGACCCUUUUCUGACCCACUCCUACUCACAGACUCCUUCACAUCUCUGAGUUCAGAUUAAAAAUAACCUCAUCUGUCUUUUUAAAUACACAGCAUGUGGGCGCACCCACACACACACACACACACACACACACACACACACACACACACACACACACACACACACACACACACACACACACACUUGCUCUGGAUGCCAUGUUAAAUACAGCUUCAGAAUACACACUUUACCACCCUGCCCACACACACACAGUCACUCAGAGCUGAAAAGCACAUACUGUUCACCAACACUUUCUCUCUAACACCCCCCUCCACACACACACACACACUCACACCACACACACACACUUUCCCUCCAUCCAUCACUCUUAAAGCUCCGACUGUAAUCUCUCCUUUUACUGCAAGUUUGACCUUUGGCUCGUCUCUGUACACACAGAGCUGAGGAAUGUCAGCAAUGUGUCGACCCCUGCUGCCGCCACACACACACACACAAACACACACACACACACACACACACACACACACACACACACACACACACACACACACACACACACACACACACACACACACACGCGGAUCUGUCUUCAUAGCCUAACUGAACAGGAACAGCCAGUUUGAGUCUCUUUGAGUAAUGUCAGGCUGUUUAAUAGUUUUCCUGUGAUGUUUGACGGCGCAGAGUUAAAGUAGAAGUUGUCCCCGAGCGUCGACUUUAUUGUUGUUUCUUUUGUUUGUGUCAUUUCUGGGUGUGUGUGUUUUUUUUUUAAUGCUUCUUGCCUAAUAAAGUGUUUCAACCUGAAACUCCUGAAAGGAUAUUUUGCUCUGAGAUGUUGCUCUUAAUGCAGACAGUGCUGCAGAAAGUACGACACAUUUCCUCCCAGAGAGAGUCAAAAGUGACUCUGCAAGCAGGCUCAAGUCUCUCCUGUAUGAUUGAUGUUCGCCUGUGUGGGAGAUAUUUGUUCCUGAGGCACUUCGAACCCUUUCCAUGAUGUUUGACUUUUACUGUUCCUGUCAGCGGAGGGAAAAAUCUCUGUGAAAUAUCACACAACCUCAAAAAAAGUCUGAUUUAUUAGUUUGAGGGUGAAAUCAAGUUUUUCCUGAUUCACUGAAUUCCACUGCGCUUUAAUACGACGGUGUGGAGGUGAACUGUACACUGUGUGCUAACCAGCCUGCUGCCAACAUGAAGAAGCUUUUAUUCACUCAGUUUGUUUUAAAGUUUCUUUAUUUACGAGUUUACCUUUUGGAGAGCAGGUGUAGACCUCUGAGCGUUAGGAGUGUGCAGCUGGGUUACCGCUGACCCACAUAUGGAGGUUACGCUUCAUGCAGCCGGCCCGGUUUGAUGUCAGCCUGCAGUUCCUUUCAUGCACGUCACUCCUUUCUCUUAUUCCCAGCUCAAUCCACUGUCCUCUCAAUAAAUUAAAAUAUAAUAAUAAUAAUAUUUUGCAUUGUAUCGGCAUCAGCUAAGUCGUUCGUCUUUCUCCAAAAUAGAAUUAAUCUACAGAAAAAAUAAAAACAAUUAUAGUAGUAACCCCCCCUGGACAAGGCCGGACAGCCCCCCAAAAAGAGGACAUGUCUGGGUAAAAGAGGACGUAUGGUCAAUCUAAACAGCUAAUCUAAGUACAAGAGGAGGCAACCUAAAGUGACCCUGAGACAUUUUUUUCAAACUGUGCAAAAUGAGGAAAAGGAAAUGAUGUCAUAAUUUCACGCUGCACCACCUGCCAUCCACCUGCUGGGUCAGUGUGUGCUGUACGGAGACUCACAGAGGACAAGUUUGUGCCUCAGCUGCUCUCAGCUGUCCCUGGCUUUCUGUGUCCGUCACCACGGCGACAGGCGCUCACACUCGCUCUGUAGAGCUCCAUUCAUCCAGAGGGAAACAUCACCUGUUUACUCCAGCCGGCUGUCAGCUCUCGUUUAUGUAAGACGGAAUAUUCAUAUAAAAAAAUAAAGCUGAUCAGUUUGAGUUUACAGAGCUGAGUUUAGAUCAUUCAGAGACUUCUGUUUGCUCAGGUGCUCUCUCCUCACCUGGAUGUCUCCUCAGAUAUGUCCGAGGUGAAGCGGACAUAAAUCAAGAGUACCCCUGUGAUGACGGGGAGUGAUGGAGGCGGCGUGCAUGUGCUUGUGAAGGUUUGAAUUAAUCAUGACAGGAAUGAGUCCUCUGCAUAUUUUUGAGCUGACAUGCAGAUGUUUUUCAGGGCUGGAGCUCCAGUCUGCAGAGAGAGUAGUCGAACUGGAAUGUGGCUUACACACACACACACACACACACACACACACACACACACACACACACACACACACACACACACACACAGAAAGGUCUGCUCUUCAUUACCUGUUCAGACACUGACUGUUCCUGGCAUGUCAGCGCUGACUUAUGUGAUAGUUUGCAAAAAAUGGUCAAAAUAGAAACUCAAAUAAAACGCCUGCUGUCUGCCUUUGCUCUGAUUUUAAACUGUUUUUUCUGCCGUCUAAAAAAACACAUUUUUUUAUUUUUAAAUGAUCGAAAGCAUAUUUGCCUUAAAGCUCCCAUAAGGAGUUUUUUUCAUUAUUUUUUUGGUGUUUGUGAAAUGGACUGAAAUACAUUUUGGUGCCUUUUCAUCAAUGUGUUUAAUUAAACAGCAAAAGGAAAAACUCUGUCAUUGAAAUAUUCAGUUUCAAAAGUUUUACUUUAAGAUCUUCUAUAGAGGACGAGGUGAGCACAGACUGGUUUGUCCACAGGGGGUGAAAUAUCCCAUUACAAAUUUCAUUUAUCCGACAAGUUCAAGAGGGGUCUGACUGCAGGCUUCCACUGAGAGGACCUGAGGUGACAGUUUUUCUCACGCACUUCAGUUUGUUUUUGGUCAAAUGGUCAUCCCAUUUUGUUUUUCCUCUUUGUUUAUCACAAAAAAAAUUAUAUCAACAUUUUAUACAUAAAAUAAAGCUCCAAGAAAUAAAGUAUAUCCACACACGACGAAAAAAAUAGACAUACUUUUUGAUCUAAUCGCUUUAGUUUGAAAGGCUUUGAAUCAACUUCCAACACACACAAAAAAAAAACAUACUCUUGAUAUAUUUGCUUUUAUUUUGAAAGGCUUCAAAUCAACUUCCAACAUAAAAAAUACGUAAUCUCGUUAUACUUGCUUUUAAUUUGAAAGGCUUCGACCAACUUCCUUUGUAAAAAGAAAAAAACAUACUCUUGGUUUAUUUGCUUUAAAAAGGCUUCAACGUAAAAAAAAGGAACGUAUUCCUGGUACGUUUGCUCUUAUUUUGAAAGGCUUCCAAUCUAUUUCCAUUGUGAGAAGAAAAAAAAAGUACCCCUGGUGUAUUUUCUUUUAUUUUGAAAGGCUCUAUGUAGUAGGUCCUGACAGUGGAGGUCUGCAGCCAGACUGUCUUGUCAAGUUCUGACAUAAAUCAGAGUAAAAUGUGGUUUCUAAGUCAAACUGCUCUGGCUGUUAAAGGAUUCGGGUUAAAGUCAUGAUGAGUUUCCUCUGAGCUGAGUUUUUAUGAUUUCUGUCACAGUUUCUUCACUUCUUCAUCUUCUUCUCAAACUUAUAAUUCAAGGGUACAUAACAGUGAAAGUCAACAAUCAGACUUUGAAUGAUCGCGUAUUUGUGUGAGUCAUCAUGAACUGUUUAAUAAAAUCCACAUUGAAGGAGGACCUUUGUUUAGACCGGUGUGGAGGUUUAGUCGUCAGGGAGCAGGUGCAGCUAAAAUCCUGAGUAAGAGCGGUUAGUAAACAGAAUUACUGGGACAUGAAUAAAUCCAUGCACGAGUGUGGAGAAGCAUUUUUAUAGUUUGUGAGACAUAAACAGUAAAUUUUAUAACUGUUUGAGAUUUUGGCUCCUGCAUGCAGACACAGUUAAUUCUAUCCAGGUCCAGGUCCAGGUCCAGGUCCUCUGAGUGUUUUCUAACUUCUCCUCCUGCUCUUCUCCUCUCUUCCAGUCACGUCGUCGCAGAGCUGCAAACAUCUACAGAAGGAGAAAGAGGAGGUGCGUGCCAGCCUGGAGGAGGCCCUGAAGAGGCUGGAGGAGCAGCACAAGGAGGAGCUGGUGCAGCUGGAGGACAGGUGAGACGCUCAUGGACACCUUUACCUCUUUACGGCUCCGUUUCAUAAAUACAUAACCGAUAACACUGAUUCAUCUUCUCUUUGUGUCAGACUGAGGAGCUUUUACCAAACAGAGUGGGAUAAAGUCCACCAGACGUACCAGGAGGAGGCUGAUAAAUGCCGCCUGUUGAUGGAGCAGCAGGUGCGAGCACACACACACAAACACACACACGCCAUCUCAGUUGCUCUGUUUUGAGUUCACUCUUACAGGUUUGUGCCUGUUAGCCUCAUAAAAAAUGUUCCUCAGUCUUGCGUCGCCCGUAAAAUCCGGUUUUAUUUUGAAAUCGUUACACAACAGGUGACGAAGACGGCGCUCUCUCAACCCGAUGAGACUUUUAUUUGAUGGUUUGACAGGCUGAUUUGUAAUUACUGUCUAGCUGGAAGCAGUUUGAGGUGCUGCCAGCGUGUGUUUGAAAAGUCUGAGGCUGUGUUUACAAUAAAACACGGUCACAGGAGGAUAUUUUCUGUGAGAACUCGCACAUGUAGGAGAAAUCUGAAAGUUCCUCUCAGGAGCUUUAAAUAUAAAACAACUCAAAAACAUCUCCUCUCUGCGUAAUCUGAAGAUUUAAUCCAGAUGACCUGAAACUCAGAUUAAAACCCAGAGAGAAGGAUUGUCAUGACGCCAUGUUUCCUUUUCAUUUCAUCGCGUAGGUGGAGGAGCUGAGGAGCCGACAGGAAGCAGAGAGGAAGAACCAGGAAGCGAGUCACAGCCAGAAAAUCGAGUCUCUCAAACUGGAGUAUGAGGCGUCUGUAGAAGGUGAGUUUUCGACAAAAACAAACCUGUAACUGCUCAUUUUUUAAAGGUAUAUUUUACUUAUUAUGUCACUUAAAAAGAGGAAAUCUUAAAUGUUGUUUGAAAAGUUUGAACCUCUUUCUUGUUAUCUGUACUUUUAGUUGAAUCCAGAAUAUUAGAUGUCAACAGUUUUUGUUUCAGAGAAAAUAUCUCAUUUUUGGACUAUUAUUUUGUCUCUUUUUAAUUUUUGUAAUUUUAUAAAUUUUCUAUUUUAAUAUAUUUCCAUCCAGUUAUUUAUUGAUCAGUCCUUCGUGUCGUGUUUAUGAUUUGUAAUGACUUUCAGUAUUUUCAUUAUUUUUUUUAUGCUUUACAUAAGAACCAGUUUAGCAAUAAUUUAAUUUUAAAAAGCCUGACAUACAGAUUUAUCUUGGUGAUUAUUAUAUCUUUGAUUAUUUCUCUUAUUUAGAUGAAUUUGUUCAUUUUGUUGUUGCCAUAAUCAAAUUUAAUUCUCUAUUUCUUGAGUUAAAUACAAUAAAAAGUUUGAUAUGUUGAUGUUUUAAUUGACUGUCUUUGAUUCUGGAGUUUUUUUUAAUCUGUUUAGAGCUGAAGAGGAUCCAGCAGACAGACCUGGAGAAUCUGCAGAAAACUCUGCAGGAGACUGAAGAGUCUCUCUCUGUAAGAAACUUUGAUUUAUUAACCCUGAGUGAAAUGACACGUACUGGUUUUGUGUUCAUGUUACAGAUCUAUAAAUCUGGGAAGCUUUUGCUGUAAAAUUCAUCGAAACUUCAGCUUCUUAAAUGUCGUUCUUGUGGAGAAAUGAAUCAGCUUGGUAACGAAAAAAAUUUGAUUCUUUAAAUCCCUGAAUUUGCUGCCUGACCUAAUCUUCAGUUUAUUAUGUGUUUGUGUGUUACCUGUGCUCUCUGUAUUUGCUUGGAGAAAUGUAAGUUUUCUGUUCCUAAACUUUUGUGCCCCUGGUAAUGUCUCCUGUUUGUGUCCCCGCAGGAGAAAGUUUCCAAGCUGUCAGCUGAGAACGAGGCUCUGAUCGAGAAGCUGAGAGCCGAGGAGGAGAGGAGGAAAAACAUACUCAGUGACAAAAACCUGGUAAACACUGUUUUAUUUUUAUUUUUUUCUCAGACACACGAAGAGAAAUUUGUUUUAAAAAAAAGAAAGCUGAAAUGUUGAGAUUAACAGACAAACCAAACGAGUGAAAUUCCUCCCUCAAGCGAAGAUAAUUCCCACCACAGAUUGAAAACUGUUAGUCAAAGCGGGGAUUAAGCGGGGUCAUCAGACCAGUUUUUUCUCUCUCUGUAAUCGUAAAUUUCACAACACGUUUCUCAAGAUAAACCAGCAGAAAUGCAGCAUUCCUGCAUUUGACAUGACGAGGUUCAGCGAGGAAACAGAUUUUAGGUCUUCUCAAGCACUCGUGUCGCAGUGCGGUGGGGUGUUUUAUUCCAGUGUGAGGUGCCCUGCUCUUAUCUUUGUGUGUCUGUGUGUGUGUUUGUUUGCUCUCCAGAAGGACUCACACACGCUGUACCUGGAGCAGGAGCUGGAGAGUCUGAAGGUGGUGCUGGAAAUCAAGAACAACCAGCUGCACCAGAAGGAGAAGAAGCUGAUGGAGAUGGAGAAACUGGUGAGCAUCAAUCUGUGGUGAAUCUGAAAACUGGUCCAGAAACAGAAAUAAGACUUUGAUAUGAAAAUGAAGCUCAUUUUAUAACAAUGAAAACCAGCGUGUAACACAAUCAUUAAAUAAAAGUGAAGAGUGGAAUGAAAUGUCGACAGAGAAUGAGGAGCAGACUACAGUCGACUAUCAUUUAUGAAUUUAUAGCACUAAAAUCAAAGUGUGUGUGUCACAGGUGGACUCGAACGUGAAGCUGGAGGAGUGUUUGAACAAAGUCCAGCAGGAGAACGAGGACUACAAGGCCAGGAUGGACAAACACGCAGCGCUCUCUAAGUACGUACUCCUGCUGCUGCUGCUGCUGCUGCUGCUGCUGCUGUGUUUGUGUUUUUACCUCUCCUCUGUUUUUUCUCCACAAUUGCAGCACUCUGUUUUGGGUCUUGAUCAGUUGAAACAAAAGCCUUAAGUUCCAGAAUUUAAUCUAAAAGUGGAAAAAUGACAUGCAGACUUUCCAGGGACUGUAGUUUUUCUCCUCUAAAGAGUUUUUCAAAGGGUUGAAUCAGAAUAAUUACCCAGAUUUGGACAUCAACUUCUUUUCUCUUUUCAGGAUCAGAUAAUCCAACACUUUGGUAAACUGAGUUUCAACUAAAAAUAGCAUUAGAUGAACCUUAUUCACAUUCACAUACAGAUAUGUUUGAUAUGGACACUCUGAGAGGGGUUUUGUACAUCAAACUUUGUCCACAGGGGGGCGGCAAAAUCCACGAACAGACAGAUUUUGACCGCUGUUUUUUUUUUUAAAUCAUUGUUUAUUUAUUUUUAUCAAUUGAAUGAAAUCAUAAUAAUCGUAAUAUUCAAUUGAAUUAGAGACACUGAUAAAUCAGAUUUUUAAAAGUGCUUCAGUUUGGUUUAAAAAAAUAAAAAACACCUGAUAUAUAAACUCAGUGUUUCCUCAGCACUAAAAUUUACUUCAUUUUUUUACUGUCACACAUUUAUAGUAAAUAGUUCAAAUCAGAUCAGUUCAGAUCAGAUGUUUGAUGUUUGUGCAGAUUCAGCUCACUGUCUGUGGACUUCAGACUGUGUCAGAGGGACCAAAAGGUGGAUCAGUCAUGUGAUCGAGUGGUUUUAUCUCACACCUGACCUCACCUGUUACUCGUAAUCCUGAAGAAAGAACACAGUGUGUGUGUGUGUGUGUGUGUGUGUGUGUGUGUGUGUGUGUGUGUGUGUGUGUGUGUGAGAGAGAGACUUUAGACGUUACAACAUAUCAGGCAAAUACUUAAAACCAACAUGAACCUUUUUCAUACUUUUAUAGUGCUAUUUAAUCUCACAAAAAUAAACUUUUAAUUAGAAAAGAAACUCUGAAAACACACAACAACUGCCUCAGUUCAACUUUAAAACUUUGCUGCACAGGGACAGUGUUACCGAAGCAGAACUCAUCAAUUAAAUGAAAUACUGAAAGUUCAAGUCAGAGAAAGAUAUCAUAAAAUCAAAAGACAAAAAAAUAUACCAUUAUAAAAAGUUAGAAAUAUUUCAUAUUUAUAUACUAGUACUAUUUUCACAAAUAUAUUGAAAUCAUCAACAGGGCGCUCUACAUGAUGGUCAAAGACAAAUUCUCCUCACAUACUCUCACAAGUUUGUCUGAUACCAAUAUCAACAAUAACAUAUACUUACGGUAACUGUUAGAAACUCAUCCUCGUAGCAAAGAUUGCUUUGUCCACAGGGGGGCGCCAAAGUUAACCUUAACUUUCUCGCCUGGGUUGGAAAGAUUAAAAUGAUCGAGGACAUAAUAAAGUACAAAAAUGCAUUCACUGAAAGGGUUAAAGUCAGUAUCAGACUCUGCGCACCCUCCCUCCCUGCAGCCCUCUCACUGCUCUCUGUCUCCCCCUGCAGGCAGCUGUCCACAGAGCAGGCCAUCCUCCAGCAGACGCUGCAGAAGGAGUCCAAGGUCAACAAGCGUCUGUCCAUGGAGAACGAGGAGCUCCUGUGGAAGCUGCACAACGGAGACCUGCUGGCCAGCCCCAGCCGCCGCCUCUCACCCACCUCGCCCUUCGGAUCGCCCCGAAACUCCGCCUCCUUUCCCACAGCUGCACCCAUAUCCCCGAGAUAACACCCCCAUAACGACAGACAGCGACCUGUCUCUCUCUCUCUCUCCAUGUGCUGAAGGGAGGCUUCAGUCGCAGCACUGACGUUGCUGAACUUGUACAUUUGCAUUAAAUCGUAUUAAAGACUCUUAUUUUGAAAGAGCAAAGACAUUGCAGUGGCACCGAUGCACUUAAGAGGGAGCGUGGGACUGGCCUUGCCCUCUAUUACGCCUGUUCUCUGACAGACUUUUCUUCCUUUUCUGAAGAAAACCUAAACAUCAGGCACACCUCAGGGUCUGUACAUAUCGCCUCUCUCUCUCUCUCUCUCUCUCUCUCUCUCUCUCUCUCUCUCUCUCUCUCUCUCUCUCUCUCUCUCUCUCUCUCUCUCUCUCUCUCUCUCUCUCUCGUUUUGACUAUCCUGAAACCUUUUCUUCCCUUUUUUUUGUGGUGAAAUCCUUUUUUCUCACAGCCUCUUUUUUUUAAAAGUCACAGGGUGGGAAAAACCUUGGAGAUUUGCGGCGUUUUGGUGGGAGCAGACUCUGAGUUGUUUGGGUUUGGCGAAUCACAAAGACGGGUACUUCUCGGUGGAUUAGCAUGGAUUCUUUUGCCUUUUUUCCUUCUUUUAAAGAGGACGUUUUUUUUCCCCCCCUCCUCCCAAAGAGCGAGGCUCAAUCACAGAUCUGCUUCGGACCUUUCGGACGAAGCGGACGGACGUUACGCUCAUUUGAGGAACUCACCUGAAUUACUGACAUGAACCUUUGAUCGAGUGGAUGUCUGUUCCUCCUGUGAGCUCCUCACAACCUCUACCUUAAUCUACUUUGUGGAAUGUAAUCACCCUUGGAUGUUAAAUCUGAGCUGGCCAGUGCAGACACACACACCUCCUCAGAGCAAAAUAUGCAGUUUAUCGAAGUGUUGAACCUUUCCUCCUCCCGUCUCUCAUGAAAUAAAGAGAUAUCACCCCUUUUCUCCCCAUCCUCUGAAAUCACCUCGUGCCCAAAGAGAGUCAAGGCAAAGCUGAACCAUCGACUGAGCAGAGAUGAUCCGUCUUUGCUUUGGGUUGCAUAUAAAACCACCAGUGAUCAUCUCCUCUAACCGACAGACUGGUUUUACUGAAUCCAAAAAGAAACUUUGUGUGUGUGUGUGUGUGUCUGGUGUUUGUCCUGAAAAACCUCAGAUGUACCCGGAUUGCCUCAGUGUACCAUGUUCUGCUUUAUUUUGGACACAGAAUAAAAAACAGUAUGAAAUAAA